AUGGGCGCCCUGUGUCGGUCCAGGGCUGGCACUCUAUGCCGGGGGACCGUGCAUGGACACAUACUCUCUGUUUGUGCCGAUUGGGUUGGUAUCCGUGCGAUGACCGGCGGUACCCAGGGUAAGGGACCCCCUGUAGGCCCCCUACCCGGCGAUCAGCAGAGCCCCGGGGACAGCAGCCCGGCGGGGGGCCCUGCAGGAGGAGGGCGGCUAGGCCCAAUCCCCGGGCUGGAUUCCGAGGCUCUCCGAAUCAUUGCGGCCCAUGAGGCGGCCUGCGAGGUGAGUCCUGCCCCGAGCGCCGUGCACUCUAUGUUACAAAUGUCAAUAUUUAUAGAACUGAUCGCUGGUUAUGUUUUGUUAUUUACUAUUCUGUAUUUCACUGCCCAUUUUAUUCAUGUAAAGGGAUUAGUUUCCCUCUGUUUAAGGUACACAGAGGGAUGUUCCUCCUGCAGUGUAAAUAAUCCUGCUUCCUUGAACAGGUUCUGGUGCAGGAGGCUCCCUGCCAUGCCCGAACCUACAAUUUAUAACAGGAACCAAGGUUUAGUAAACAGUGAAUUGAAAAAUAAACUCCAAAACUUCCAAUUUAGGCAAAAAUAGCAAGCUUCAAAUAAUUCUCCAAUUAUGCUAUAGCCAGCCCUUUUUUUAAAAAUGUUUUUUUUUUUUUUUUUUUGCAAACAUUUUGCUAUUCAGUUUCAAAUGCCCUACAAUUUGGUGUUAAAGUGUCAUUGUCCUCUCACAAUGACAUCGCCUAAGGUGGUCCAGUGGUUGGGGGCGGGUAAAAGUGAGGUUACUUAACUGAAUUGUUUAAUAGUUCGAUGGGACAUUGUGGGUUUUUAUUUGGCAUUUUUGGGGGCUGAAAAAAGAAAACUGAAGAAAAAAAGAAGACGUCUGAUGGGGAGUAUUAAUGUUUUAUUUUACAGGUAUUUAGUUUAUCACUCCCCCCCUCACUAUUAUUAAUGUGAGGAAAGUAGGAAGGGUAUUCCGUUAGGAGCAUGGAGGAGGGGGGCUGCCACUAGGGGCUUGGGGACCCCUUGUAACUGGGAGGGGUAAUUUACUGUUACAAUUAGCACCCACCCAUUUUCAUUUAAGGACCCCACUUGCAGCUAAUGGUGUGGGCUGGGGAGAGCAAUAGAUUCCCCCCCUUUAUUACUUAAGGCCCCCUUUAUCAAUUAGGGCCCCUACCUGCCACUAAUGGGAGAGGCGGGGGGGACAGCAGGUUCCACAUAUUUAUCACUUAGGGCCCCCAAGCACCAACAAUGGGUCUGCCUUUGGAUUGGAUUUUGGGGUCUUUUUUUCUUUUACAGCAGUGAUCAGCCACUCGCAGCAUAGCGAGUAUGGGCAGGAGACAGAUUUUAACCUAGCUUAUUUACUAAUACUAAGUAUUUUUUUAACUCCGUUUGCUGAAAGACCAAUUUUGGUCUUUCAGUUUUUUAGUAGAUCGCUACCUAAUACUUGUAGGAUUAGGGGGCUGUCUACUAAACAGCUGCACGAUGCAGCCAUGGCCCAGAUUGGAAUAUUUUUUUCCGAAUGAAAUUCUGAACCGAAAAUAAUGCUGAAUUUUGGCUGAACAUAAAUGGACAAACUGUCAGUAUUUUGUUGGGAUGAAAUUCGAUCAUUUCGCCUACACCCUAGUCUAAAUGAUAGAAAGCUCAGGAAUGGCGAAUAGAGGCAACGCAGGAAAACAGAGGAGGGGUUAGUAUUGUGCAAAAACUUUAUUUGACACAGGUUCACCACACUUAAUGGAACCAGGGCCGGUGCAAGGAUUUCUGCCGCCCUAGGCAAAGAUCAAUUUUGCUGCCCCCUCAGGAAAUACAAUCUCACAGAGGUUUAUUCUCUAAACUCUGAAUUGCAGUGAGUUGAAAGCCAAAUUGCAAAGUUUAAGCAAAAACAUCUGAAUAGUGAGUGUAGCCAUAUUGGGGAAUUCUUCUAGAUCAGCUAUUUUGGUCUACAUUUUGCCAUAUAGUUUCCAGUUAGGUCUGCUUAAUACACACGUACUGCUUAAUGUGUACAUCCAUACACACAUACUGCCUAAUACAUGCAUCCAUACACACACGGCUUAAUGCGUACAUCCAUACACACACUGCUUAAUGCGUACAUCCAUAUACACAUUGCUUAAUGCAUACAUCCAUACACACAUUGCUUAGUGACACAUACUCAGUCACUGACAGACACAAACACUCACAAACACACACUCUCUGACACACAUACAAUCACUCACUGACACACACACACAGAUACACUAAUUGACCGACAAACACACACUCACUGACACACAGACUCACACAGUUGUAACAGCGUGCUGUUUAGUAUGCCGGGGCUGGAAUGAAGUCAUAUUCCGGCUCCCGACAUCACAGAGGGCGCGCGAGGGAGGAGUGAGAAGCUGCAAGAACAGCCUCCCUCGCCGCCCACAAUACAGCCGUUUGCCUCCUGUCCCACUCUCCUCCAGCAUUUCUUGGCAGAGCAGGCACCUGCCAUCAAGUUAAGCUGGUGCCUGCUCUGCCAUACUGAAGGACAGCUUUGGGGGCGCCCUGAGGUGGCCAGAGGGCCACCUCCUGGGUCCCCUGUGACAGGACUCCCCUGGGCACCCCCACUUUCGGGCGCCUCCAGUAGGCCAGUGCCCUAGUGCCUUCAAAAAUAGUUCUUUCUCCCAUAGACUCUAUGCCGACGAUUUGACUGACACAGGAGAACUGAAAAGAUCUCUCACCGGCCAUUCUUAUGCUCUCCCUUGCAUCUUCAUACAGCUUCAUACGCAGUGGUUGCUAUGGAAACUCCUUAGUGCUGCUAGCACUAGGGAUUAUAGUAACGGAGUGACUAAAGUCGCAUUGUUCAGAUGCCGACAUGCUGGUCUUGACACCAGCAUGUUGGCGCCACAGAGGAUGUUUCCCAAUCAGAGCAAAUCACAGAAGAGAACAGGAGGAGCUGAGGAUGGACUAGAGGUGGGUGUUACACAAAGUGUAACAGCCACAAAGCUCUAAAGAUGGUGGUACUGCAUUUAUAUUUUACAUAGAAUAUAUCAUGUAUCUUUGUUAAAAGUAAGUAGAUUUUUCCGUAACAGGUUCACUUUAAAAGCUGUUUAACCCCUUGAGGACACAUGACAUGUGUGACAUGUCACGAUUCUCUUUUAUUCCAGAAGUUUGAUCCUUAAGGGGUUAAACUAGCACACAUUAAUAAAGGUUUGGUGAAAUAACAUUUAAGGCCAUUUCUAAACCUAAUUUUGCAUUUUUGUAUGAAAUGUCUGAAAAUAUUAAUGCAUUGCUGAUCUUGGGUAAAUUAAAGUGUGUAAAUAUGUAGCUUUAAUACACCUAUUCAAUAUUUUAAAAUACAUUGGUUUUAGGUGAAACUUCCCCUUUAAAAAGACAUUGAAUAUACUCACACAUACUAUUGCCAGACUACCUUAAUUACUAUAUUAUUAGUAUGCAUUAAAGGGCAUUUAUCAUUACAUGUUCUAUAUGUCCUAUCAUGUAAGCGUGCCCUAAAUGAUAGUAAAUGGAAAGUAAUUUGAUUUGUGUUCAUCAAUUCCAUCUUUCUUGUCUCCAACUAUAAUAUCCAGCAUCCAGUGAGUGUCAGUUCUCCAUCACAGGCGCCUAUUGGGAUUCUGAGUUUACCAUGUGCUCCCUAAUUAUUGUGGCAUGUGGAAUGGAUAAUUUUCCAUGUACACAAAUCGUUGAGAAUGUAAUGAAUUGAUUAUAUUUUAAAUUCCAGUGAUGUAUGUUAUGUUAUCAACACUGAGAAGAAGACACUGAGCAGAGUUCCCGUCUUCCUUUCUCACUCUAUUUUGUUCCCAGUUUAGGGUGUAUUUACUGAGAAGAACAAUUUUGAGUGUGUGAAACCUGAUGGGCUCCUUUUUACAUAGUUAAAGGGUCACUGUAGUCACCCAGACCAUUUCAUCUCAAUAAAGUUGUCUGGACGCAGUGGCAAUGACCACUCACCAUUAAAGUUGCUAUUGGUGCUAAUCCACAGUUUGGAUAUUAUCAGUGUAUUCAAAGCCCUGUUUCCAGAUUUUAUUUUGAUGUGCACAUGGCUCGGUUGAUAGGAGGACAGGUGAUGUUUUGGGUUUUGGAGUUUCUCUGUGUGUGUGUAUAUAAAUAUAAUAAAUUAUUAAAUUUUAGUGCAACUAUUUUGCCUUUUUCAUUGGUUUCCUUUAUAUUUGUUUCACUAUUCUAUAUUAUUUAUGAACCUUCAAUUUAGAUCUUUAGUUCACUGUACUGAUAAUAAAUAUAUAAUCCAUACUAAAUUGAAUUUUGGUAUAAUUUUGAGUGGCCCAGUAAUCUUACCUGGUUUUUGUUUUAGGCUGGACAAGACCACUACAUUGAUCCUUCGACUGGGUACUCUGUAUUCACCAGAAUGGCUCAUUUGAAAAGGGGGAAAUGUUGUGGUUCUGCGUGCAGACAUGUAAGUGUCACCAUUUUAUAUCCAUGUUUCCUACACAUUACACUGAGGUUUAUUAACUAAGUAACAAAUUCUAGUGAAUUGAAAACCAAAUGCCAACCUCUAGGCAUGCAUAGCUGAUUUGGAAAAACUGUCCAGGUUUGCUAUAGUCACAGCUUGGCUAUUUUAACCUAAACUUUGUUAUAUCAUUUUCUCUACGAUUUCAUGUUUAGUUUAUAAACCCCACAAUGUCAUUUAAGUAUUGUCAUGUGCAUACUCCAUCAACUCAGUGUCCGCUCUAAUCAAAUUGACUCAUUCCUGUUUCGUUUCAAUCAAAGCUCAGAGCUAAAUUUCAGCCCUCCGAAUUGGUGAAAACACUCUUUGAUGGUCGGCGAGAUUUCAUUGGAAGCUUUAUUUUCAAAUGUGUUGGUUUAUUUUGUUUUUUAUAUUCUGUUAUUGAAUGGGUACGUUCUAAUAUUAUUUGUAUUGGCAGUGUCUCCUAUCUUCAUUAAAUUAGGAGACUACCCAUUAUUAUGCAAGAUUCACAUUGACUUCAUGUCCCUUUAAACUUAAUUUGUAGCAAUGUCUGGUGGAGUGCUCAAUAUAAUGGCAACCCAGACUUCUUCUCUAGUUUAAACAACAUUAUUAUUAUUAUUAUUAUUAGUGCCAUUUAUAUAGCGCCAACAGAUUCCGUAGCGCUUUACAAUAUUAUGAGAGGGGAUUUAACUAUAAAUAGGACAAUUACAAAUAAACUUACAGGAACAAUAGGUUGAAGAGGACCCUGCUCAAUCGAGCUUACAUUCUAUAGGAGGUGGGGUGUAAAACACAUUAGGACAGGAAUUUGCAAUCAAAUAAGGUGGGCUGCCCUUUAGGAGAGGGCAAGAGACAGGUAUGUGAGGUAGGGGUUAGUCUUGGAGGCCAUAAGCUUUCCUAAAGAGAUGGGUUUUAAGGCACUUCUUAAAAGAUGCAAGACUAGGGGAGAGUCUGAUGGCGGGAGGCAGGCUAUUCCAUAGGAAGGGAGCCGCCCGCGAGAAGUCCUGCAAGCGCGAGUUGGCCGUACGGGUGCAGACAACGGACAGGAGGUGGUCACGGGCAGAGCGGAGAGACCGAGAAGGGACAUACCUUUGGAUCUGUGAGGAGAUAUAAGAGGGGCUAGAGUUGUUCAGUGCUUUAUAGGUGUGAGUUAGUGCCUUGAAUUGACUCCUAUAGCACACAGGAAGCCAAUGUAAGGACUGGCAGAGGGGUGAGGUGUGAGAGAACCGACUAGAGUGGAAAAUCAGUCUAGCAGCAGCGUUCAUUACAGACUGUAGGGGUGCAGUACGGCUUUUGGGAAGACCAAGCAGGAGAGGGUUACAAUAAUCCAUGCGGAAAUUACUAGAGCAUGGACAAGCUCCUUGGUAGUAUCUGGUGCAAGAAAGGGGCGGAUGCGGGCUAUGUUUUUAAGAUGGAAUCUACAGGAUUUGGCAACAUGCUGGAUGUGAGGCUCAAAGGUGAGACCAGAGUCAAGUAUGACGCCAAGACAGCGCGCUUGCAAGGAUGGGCUGAUGUUGGUACCACAAACUUGAAGGGAGAGCGAAAGAGGAGGAUCAGUAUUAGGAGGAGGAAAGACAAGGAGCUCAGUUUUUGAGAGAUUGAGUUUCAGAAAGCGGGAGGACAUCCAGUCAGAGAUGGAAGAAAGGCAAGCAGUGACACGUUGCAGGACAGCAGGGGAGAGGUCUGGGGAGGAGAGAUAUAGCUGGGUGUCAUCAGCGUACAGGUGGUAGUAGAAUCCAAAUGAGGUAAUAAGUUUGCCAAGAGAUGCAGUAUAAAGAGAAAAUAGAAGGGGACCAAGGACGGAGCCUUGGGGGACUCCAACCGAGACAGGGCGAGGGGAGGAGGUAUCAUUAGAAAAAGAGACACUGAAUGAGCGUUGGGAGAGAUAAGAGGAAAAACAUGAGAGGACAGAGUCACAGAGACCAAGUGAUUGCAGAGUUUGAAGAAGGAGAGCAUGAUCAACGGUGUCAAAGGCCGCUGAGAGGUCAAGAAGAAUUAGUAUGGAGUAGUGGCCUUUGGAUUUAGCUGCGAUUAGGUCGUUAGUAACUUUGAUAAGGGCAGUCUCUGUAGAGUGGAGAGGGCGGAAGCCAGAUUGAAGGGGGUCAAGGAGAGAGUUGGAAUUGAGGAAAUGAGACACACGGGUAAAGACAAGUCUUUCCAGAAGCUUUGAGGAAAAAGGGAGCAGGGAUAUGGGACGGUAGUUAGAGGGGGUGGACGGGUCGAGGGAUGGUUUUUUUAGUAUAGGUACUACAGUGGCAUGUUUAAGGUCAGCAGGGACGAUGCCAGAAGAGAGCGAGCAGUUGAAGAUGUGUGUUAGAGAAGGCACGAGACAAGUGGAGAGAGAUCUGAUAAGGUGAGAUGGGACAGGAUCGAGCGGGCAAGUGGUGGGGCGAGAGGAGCAAAGAAGGGCAACCACCUCUUGGUCAGUGGCUGGGGAGAAUGUCUGAAGGGUAGGAAAGGCAUGAUCUAUGUGUGAUUGAGAAACAGAAAGGCAAGGAGGGGAGAAUUCUUUCCUUAGCUGUUCAAUUUUGUCAGUGAAGUAACAUGCAAAGUUAUCAGCAGUAAAGUUGGUUUGGGGGGUGGCCACAGCGGGGCGAAGAAGAGAAUUAAAGGUGUCAAAGAGACGCCUGAGGUUGCGGGAACAUGAACUAAUGAGAGAGGAAAAAUAGGACUGUUUGGCAAGGGCAAGGGCUGCACUGUAUGAACACAAUAUGAAUCUAUAAUGGAGUAAGUCUGACUGGGUGCGAGACUUCCUCCAGGAGCGUUCAGCACAACGGGAGCAUCUUUGCAGGUGGUGCGUUGAUUUAGUAUGCCAUGGUUGGGGGCGGGUCCUCCUUGAGGUGCUUGUUUGGAGUGGCGCUGCAGUGUUCAAGGCAGAUGUAAGAGUAGAGUUAUAUAUGGAGAUGGCCAGUGAAGGACAGGAGAGGGAAGGGAUGGACAGCAGUUGUGAAUCAAUGUCAGCUGACAACUGUUGGAGAUCAAGAUAAUUAAGGUCCCUCCUGAGUUGAGUGGGUAGGCGGAGGUUGUUGGGUGAGGGGCUACGUGAGAGCAAACGAUAAGAGGUGGUGAUCAGAGAGUGGAUACGGAGUGUUGCAGAUAUUAGAUACAGUACAUGCAUAAGUGAAGAUUAGGUAAAGGGUAUUGCCAGCUACAUGGGUGGGAGAAUUUGCCCACUGUGAUAGCCCGAGGGAGGAAGUAAUUGAAAGUAGUUUAUUGGCUGCAGAGGUCAAAGGUGGGUUUAUAGGAAUAUUGAAGUCCCCGAGAAUUAGGGAUGGGAUGUUAGAAGAGAGGAAAUAGGGUAGCCAGGCAGCAAAGUGGUCAAGGAAGAGAAGAGGGGAACCAGGGGGACGGUAAAUAACAGCAAUGUUAGCAGAGAAGGGUUUGAAAAGGCGAAUUGAGUGUAUUUCAAAUGACGGGAAAGAGAGGGAAGGGGGGGUGGGAAGAGGUUUAAAAGAGCAGUGAGGGGAGAGGAGAAACCCAACACCACCACCUUUACAUUCAGAGUUUCUUGGGUUGUGGGUAAGUUGGAGACCACCGAAGGACAAAGAUGCAGGGGUGGCAGUGUCAGAGGGGGAGAGCCAGGUUUCUGUUAAGGCUAGUAAAUCUAUUGAACGAGAGAUGAAGAAGUCAUGGACAGCAGUGGAUUUAGUUAUAUUGCAAACAGAGCGUGCGUUCCAGAGGGCAGUAUUGAAGGAGGAUUUAGAUGAACAACAUCAACCAACUAUAUUAUAAAAAAUAUAUCAUACAUUGCUCUCUUUGCCCUCUUUGUUCUCAAUGAUUUCUGAAUAUAUAUUGUUAAAGGAACGCUAUUCUUAGUAAAAUUUAUUAUUCCCAACAGCUAUAGCGUUAGGAAUACAAAUAACGCAAUAGAACCCUAGUCACCGUUCAGGUGACUAGUGCCCUGUUCCGCGGCAAAUAAAUGGUUGAUUAACCAUAUAUUUGCUUACCUUAAUCCAGCGUUUGGCUCCCUUGGCACUGGUGACCUCUCCUCCUCCAUCGACGUCAGCUCCUAUGGGGAUCUUUUUUGACGCUGGACUCAGUGAGGAUGUCCAGCGUCAAAUUAGUGCGAUUUACUCGUGGAUGCAGCCUCUAGUGGCUGUCAGGGAGACAGCCACUAGAGGAUGGAUUAACCCUGCAGUGUAAACACAGCAAUUUCUCUGAAACUGAAAGUUGAAGUGGUCUGGGUGCCUACAGUGGUCCUUCAAAGUUUAUUUUCCACGCACUCUCAAUAUCUUUCAUAGCUUACUCUGGUAACUAUCCACACAAAUAAACAUGCACAAUGCCACUUAUCUUAGUUUGAAAAAACCCUUAUUAAACUUUUUGGCUGGCUAAUAGAAGCAUUUUUAAUGAAUGAAAGUAUUUACAACUUAUGAACUAGUUAUCUCUUGCAUUCCUGUUAGAUUGUGAAUACCCAUCAUAUCUUGUAUGUAGUGGGGGGAGGGGUGUCAAAGUAGGCUGAGAAACAGAAACUACAGACUUGCCGUUAGUAAGGAAAAUUCAGAAGUGAACAAAUUUUUUUUUUUGCUUAUUUUUAUAUAUAAUAUAUACUAUAAACUCCAGCCUGCAAUAUCCCUUUGUAUAGACAGUUAUGUUUAGAAGCAUAAAAUACCAAAUUAUCUGGAUUAAUUAUCCAAAGGUUAAGGUUUGCAUAGGUAAUAUGUAGUACUAGGUAUAUUUUUCGAUCUCUAUUUUUCUGACUGCCACUAAAAGAAUAUCUUCAUUAAGAUUUUUGAAAAAAAUCAAAGGUCUUCAUGUUUAGUGUCAUCACGCACAGUUUGAUGAUGCUGAAUGCUGUUAAUGCUGCAUUAGAUUAAUUGCUUUUCUUUUUAAAACAUCUGAUUCGCAGAGUGCAGUGACUGACACACAUGUACUACAGGUACCCAAUGCUUCUAUAUGAGAAGCAGUGGAUUGGACAAAAGUCCUCAAUCCAGAUGACCUCACUGGAGGUGGAGCGACUGCUCUGAGGAGACUGACCUGAUGCUGCAUUAGAGAUACAUUUUAUGCCAAUGUUUUGUUAAUUUAUGAGUGAAAUCUGCAUGUAAAUAGAUCAAAAACACUGUAAAUGUUUAGUGUAUAUAUUUUUAACAUUACAAUGCCCCUUUAAUACAUUCAGUAACUUCAUAGCUUAGAUUCUCAUUUCUUUUUAAAUGAAAUGUGCAUUUUACCCCCUAUUUUUUAGAGAGGGGUAAUUUGAAAACGAGGGCACAACCAGGAUUUGUCUGAAAAUUAAAAUGAAGGUUUACUUAUUGCUUUACCUACGUUAUUGCAAUUGGUAAAAACACAAACUGGGCUGCAUCUGAUAAAAUACCUGCAAUAUGACAAACUCAAUCAUUAAAUUGAAUGAAAUUUCUGAGGGGGGGGAAAAACUAACAAUAUAUUUCAAGGUUAUUUGAGCAGUUACAACUUUAGAAAUGAUUCAAGUUCACUAAUUAAAACCGUUAUUGUUCGUCAGUUUUUCCCUUUCCUCUUCCUCUUCUCCUUGCAGACCCCUUCCUACAUACAUAAACGUAAAUGACAUAUUUUGUGUCUGUCUCUUUUUAAGCUGCAGGGUGGGUUUGAGGUUCUUUCAUUGCAAUGUAAUGCCAUGAAAUAAAAUGCAUUUAUGGUUUGUUUUUUUUCUUCUCUUUUUCAGUGUCCAUAUGGCCAGGAAAAUGUUAAAGACUCAUCAAAAAGGAAGCAAUUUAAUUCCUUUUUUUAUACAUGACAGCUGACUCCAAUCUUUUAGCUAUUUUUUCAUUAAUCAUACGGAUUUUAAAAGAUAGUACUAUAAAGCAAUUGGAUUUAGUCUUCCUAAUGAUGUUGUACUUCUAGUUAAUAUUUUUAAGUAAUGAAUUCAAUGUUAAUUGUAAUAAACAUCAAAUGGGAAGCAAAUGUUCCUGGUCAUUACUGUGUGCAUACUAUGCCGCUCUGUCCUCAAAACAAUUAAGGCAGUGAAGGAUGCAUUUUGUUCUUGCUUUUGAAAUCCCCUUCUAGCAGUUUUAAUUGUGGCAUUUGUACAUUUUUAUAUUUGCUUUAAUUUUCUUUUAAGUCUAUUUUUCUAUGUGCGCGUGUGUGUGUGUGUGUGUGUGUGUGUGUGUGUGUGUGUGUGUGUGUGUGUGUGUGUAUAUAUAUAUAUAUAUAUAUAUAUAUAUAUACACACACACAAAUAUUGAUAUGAUACAUAGUGAAUAUACAGAGUUUUUAGGAACCAUACUUUUAAUGCUCUGCGCAGAUUAACUAGAAAGAAUAUGUAAAGCAGCUGGAAACAUUACAAGGAGCAGUGAGAGGUGAUGUGCUGUGCUGCUAUUGGUAAAGUUAGAAAUUCUUUGAGAUCUUGCCUUUUUCUACUCUACCUUUUUGCCUUUUUCUCUCACUCUCUGUACCCAAAACUCUGUAGUCACCUCUUACUUCCCUACUCAUGUAGCAUUUAGGCAUCACAGAAUGUUGCAAGUUUUUACAUGGUAGUGUACAACGUGUAGGUUGUACACUACCAACCCUUCCCCCGAUUUUCCUUGUUUUUUAUUUUAUUUAUUUUUUUGUCUGUUUGUUUUUUAAAUCAAUCUAAAAAUCUAAUUUAUCUCUCCCUCCACCCCAUUUAGCAAAGUCUGCUCUGAGGCUGUUUACUAUCCUAACCUGUGCCUGUAAAUUGCAAGCACGCAAUAUUUACUAUCGUGAAAAUUCAAAGUGAAUUUCAUAUUAAUUAUUAUUUUCUGAUUUAUAUAUUCCGUAACGCUGUACAACGGGUGGACUAACAGACACGUAAUUUAAGGCCAGAGUAGCUGAACUGGAACUAUAACUGCCUGUGUUAGAGAUUUUUUCCAGUUUGUUUUAAACUUUAUGUUUAAAACUCACUUUAAGUGUUCAGUUUAGUGAAUAAUCCAGCCAGUAUGCACAUCCGUGCACACUAACUUCUGCGUGUCAUAUAUGGAUAAAGCUGCUGUAGCGGACUGACACGUGAAUGGUGACCUAAGCUGGCUGAUUUGUGCCAGUCCCGUACAGCUGCUUUAUUCAUACAUGUUUACAGGCUGCACCAUCCGACUUAGACUCAGGUUACAGCAGGAGGAUACCUGGAAACACACAGGGUAACUCACAAAAAUGAGAAUUCAAAAUGUAAGGUAAAAAUAGCCGAGCUGGAAAAAUUAUCUAAGUCAGCUUUCACUUCAGCUACUCUGGCCUCAAAGUUGAAAUUCACUUUGGUAAAUAACACUGUUAGACUGUGAUCUAGAGACAGUUUACAUGUUGUGAGGAGGUACAGCAUGCUGAUUUGCAUAGAAACCAAAAUUUAAUUAUACAGUUUAAAAAUAUUUUGGUAAGAGUUUUACGGUUAAAUGUAUUAUUUAUGUAUAAUCUGUAUUAAAUAAUGAACAGUGGUAAAAAAUAAAAUGUCAGCAGGAAUGUUCAUUUAACUAAGUACGGUAAAAGGACUGGCAAGUAUAUAACUCCACUUAUGUAUGGGCACUGCCAAUUUAGCCCAAAAUUUGCAACUCCCAUGCCAACGGACCACAGUUUAGUGAAUAGGCCCCAAUACGUAUGGAAAAAUAUUUUGAAGAAUUAUAGUUGUAGAAAAAAAUACUUAAAUACAGAUAAAUGCUUUGUGAAGAGAUGUGUUAUAUAAUGAGCACGAUUUGUAGUAGAAGUAGAAUGAUUUACAAGUAUUAGGUUAUAUGGCAUGACAGAAGGAGCUGCAAGAAUAUAUAACAACUAUCAGUAAAUAAACGAAUAACCAAGAACAGAGAGAUAUAUGGUGUCUGAUUAAUAAAAUGCUAUUUUUACGAAGGGGAAAAAACUAGGAAGUCUCUCACAAUUGAUGUAGAUACAAAAAGUAUUUCUGUACAGUUUUCUUUCUGUUGACACAGAUCCCGCACUAGAUCUUUGUCAUAAGAAUAGAUUUGCAGACAGACACUGCCCCCUUUGUCACUAAACAAAUUAAACAUUUUUCCUCUUCCAGUGUAGACGGGGCACUUCUUUAGAAAAUGUGUCACAGUGCUGCAGCCUCACUUCUGGGCACUCCUGCUGAGCUGCUGUGCUUCAUUUUCAAGAAACCGUACAGAUAUAAUAAACGCAUGUAACAAAAAUACACCAAGAAUAUUUUAUAUUUAUACGUUAACUCUUAUACUGUUGGAGAAACCUAAUGUAACUAUAAAUUUACAUUGCUUGGAGACUGUUUGUUUGUGAUAGACACUUAUUGUAGUUGGUUGUGCUACAAUCCACAGAUACCAACCUUAUUAUUUAUCACGUGCCAUGGGUUGGCAAGAUGUACAAAAUGUAACAGGAGAAGUUUGACAUAAAGGGAAAUAAAAAAGAGGUGGUGAUGGUUCUGUUUAAACAAGUCUGUUGAUGUGCCUUCGUACUGAGAAGGUAUUCAAAGAUUUAAUGAGAAGGUAUAAUGGCAUGUAAAAGACGUGUAGAUUGUCAUUACUCUCAAAAUAACUUCAGUUCUCAUAACGAUAACAAAAUUGGCACCCAUGUUGUAUUCAGCUUGGAUAAUCUAAAAAAAAUGAAAAAUAUAGGGUGAGAUGUACAGGGACUGGAUACAGGUGUGCAAUUAUAUUUCUUGUGAGAUAUAACCUUAUCAAUGUAUGUUCUGAAGGUUGUGAAUUAAUUAGGAGGGCCUGGUGUAUGUCUACCAAGAGUGAUAAUUUGCUAUAGACUGAACAAAAUUGAGAAUAUGAACAUGGUGCAUAUUGUAAGGUAUAUUUAUCAUGUGGUUAAUUUCCAUUCAAUUCUGGCAACUAAACUAAUUUACUGAGAACUAUCAAUGACUCACAGACAGUGUAUCUGUCACAAGGUGUAUUUAACGGCUUGUGAAAGCAACAAAGCUUACAAGAUCAUAAAAAAACAACACAUUUUUUUUUUUUCUUUAUGGAGGAAAUAUAAUUUUGACAGAUUUUAUGACAUCUUGUUUGGGUGACAGAACCUUAGGCUGGUGGCAUGGUGAUAAUUUAAUUGUGCUGAUUUUAAAAUUUAAUUGAAAACUCUUUCUCGAUGGGUCAUGCACUCUGCAACUGCACUGUGCCUUAGAAAAAGUGAUGCAGGUUACAGGGGUUGUAAUGAAUUAUUGGAUAUGGUAAAUAAAGUUCCCAAAAAAUAUUUCAAAUUCUUUGGCCAGAUCUUUUGAACUCUUCCACCUCUUGAAUUUAGUGUACAUUGAUGGUAAAUGGUUAGUGGCUUAAUUGACAAAAAUAAACUGUCUUAAAUAAAAGCUGUUUAGUAAACUACCUAGGCGGGCAAGAUGGUAGCCAACAUUUUGUGGGUGAAAAUGUGCUUGCUUGGUGAUUGCUUUUAUAUUCGAUGCACACACUAAUAUUUAAGUGUGAGUGUUUCAAUUCAGGUUUUGUGAUUGGCCUUUAGCAUUAAACAGCCAGUAAGAGAAGUUGGUACAUAUAUGAGCCUCUCAACACCUUGGAUCGCCCCACAACUGGAUGCAGCAAGGUCAGGGUACUAGGGAUGUGUAGGUACCACUGAUUGAGGAAAUUAAUUUGGAGCAGAUAGCUAUGAUCCAGAGUCAGAAUAUAUAAGUUUUGAUGUGUAGGAUGCUAUAAAAGGGUAUGUACACUUCCAGGUUACUCCAGAUUCACUUUGGCCCAACAUUGUCAAUGUUAAUCACCCCCACCCUUCCCUGCUUCUUCCAGGAAAUCGAAGUCAGUAUUCCACACGUUUACCACUAACAAUAACAAAUUUUUUGUUCUAGUUUUAUAAUUGCAACAAAUAUAUGAUGAUCAAUUUAUUAAUAAAGUAGAGCAGAGGGUCCUUCUGCUUUCCACCCAUAGCAAUUCUAGUGCAUGAGCUAGCAGGACAGGCUAGGGAGUAUAAGAGCAAAGUGGCAUGAUGACACUCCGUUCAGAUGCUGGCAGAGGUUUGCCCUGCUUGGGGAAGUGUCCCCAAACAUGGCAUAUUGAUGAACAUCAGAGGAGGAGCAUGGGCAGGUCAGAGGCCAUUGUUACAGAAGUGUAACACCCACCUCUAAUGAGAUUGAGGUUGCCAUGGUAAGAGAUUAUAGGUUCCCUGUAAUGAAUGUGGACAUAUGUUGGUAUUUUUAGGAUGCUACAAUCACAAAAGGGCUAGGGGUCUUCUUGUUCAUAAGAUAUUUAGCAAUUUUUAUUUACCUUUUUUAUGUCCACUAAUUGACAACAAAUAAUUUUUACUAUAGUAUGUCCGUUCCAUAUGAAAUAUUGUAUGAUAAGGGACAAUGUAUGGUUUAUAAAGCUAUAUAUACCUCUGCUCUUUAUGUCAAGGCUUAAUGAAUAAAAAGAGCUAUACUUCCACAAUCGAUAUUCUAACCUUCCCCAAUUUUGGAAAGUCUAGCAAGCAAAGCAUGUCUUUUUAUAUAACUAUUUUUACACAUUUCACAAAUCGCUGUAUUGUUUGUCUCCCUCCUGUUUAUCCAUGCAAAAUAUGUUGGUGCUUUAUCAAUAAAUAAAAAUAAUUUAAAACAAUCUAACAAAUAGUUGCUCUCAUGUUGCAGUAAAGGUGGUAUAUGUCUCUCAGUGGGCCCAUUUCACUGCUUUAUUUGUCACAUAGCGAGUUUAAAGAAACAAAUUACUCUAUAAUCCUGACUUCAUAUUUUAUUGAUUACCCAGAGUUUCUACAAGAAUAAAACAAAGGGCUAUCUUGCACCCCAUAUAUUUAAAAUGUGGUGUAUUUUUAUGAAUAUAACCUCUGUUUUAAGAAUAAACAAAAUUGUGUUCUUGCGAUUUAUUUCAUAAAUACAUCUACGAUGUAAGUAGAUUGCUUGGGUAUAAACUUGUAAUGGGUUUUUUUUUUGUAUAUACCUUGAAUAUAGAUGUCUAAAAAGUAUCCCUUUUAUCCAAAAUAGGCACUUUUAUGCUGUUCUAAAUUGUGAAAAUGUAGCAAGUCACAACCGCUCCAUGCAAAUUGAUCUGGCUCUGGCGUGAGCUGUAUGGCAUUUUUAAAGGCUUAUUCCAAUCCUUAACAAAUCUAUAUAUUUUUUAUUAAAAAUGCACUAUAGGGCAUUACUUUUUUAGGUGUGCCCCCCCCCUUAAAAGUGGCAAAAAAGAUUUUUACUUACCUUAAUCCUUCUCAUCCACGCCCCAACCUGAUGUCAUCAGGUACUUCGAUCCAAUCACAGGCUUUUCAUAGAUGUAAAAUUUGCACAUAAUUGACAUUAAGUAGCCUACAACAGCCUGGACAGCCUAAGUCACAUGUACUGGGACUGCAACUUGUUCCCAUCAAACAAUUAAAAAUUACUCUGGAUGUGCAGCAUUUCAAGCAGACACACUGCACAUACAAACGCUUAUUACCAUGACAACUUCAAAUCACUGAAGCCAGGAUUUGGCAUUAAGCUAUUUAAUGACAUUCUUACAUUAAAGCGAUACUAUAGGCACCAAAACAAUAUUAGUCUCUAGGGACACUAUAGUAACCAGAACUACAGCUUAAUGUAUUCAAAGAAAAGGCAAUGCUUACAUUACUGGCUAGGGAAACAUCCAGUGGCAAUCGCUCAGACAGCCCUAGAGGUGCUUCCUGUGUAAGUGCGGCACUGACAUUCAGCAGCUCUAUGCUCUGCAAGGAGGUGCUAAACUUCCCUCAUAGAGAUGCAUUGACUCAAUGAGGAGAUGCUGAUUGGUGCAGCACGGCAGCCUCAUGAAAGCAUCGGAUUGGCUGAGAAGGUCAAUUCUGAUGAUCUCAGCCAGGGAGGCAGAGUGGGAGCAGUGCUGGAAUUAAGGUAAGUUUUAUGCUAAUUUAAGGGGGGGGGGAGGUGAGGCCAGCAGGGCUAGUGCAAGGAUGUUUGCCACCCUAGGCAAAAUAAAAAAUUGCUGCCCCCCAAUGUGACAUUGCAAUGCCCUACCCAUAUGAUCUGCCAUAUGAAUUAACACCAGUGCUGCACACAGAACGUGUUUAACCCCUUAAGGACACAUGACAUGUGUGACAUGUCAUGAUUCCCUUUUAUUCCAGAAGUUUGGUCCUUAAGGGGUUAAAUUAAAAAGCCUGCAGAGACAGAUUAUAGACACCAGAACCACUAUAUUAAGCUGCAGUGGUUCUGGUGACUACAGUGUCCCUUUAAUGUAAGGUAAAUUAGAGAUUAGUGCCACAAAUAAUAUACUAGAUUGCCUACUUACAACCAGAUGAGGAUAAUGAUGGGCUCUGGCUGCAGUCUGGCUCCACUGGUCUGGUGUAGAACAGGCUCUCUGGCGGCUGUUUGUAACUGUGCUCACAAAAGUCAAUGUUCUGGGGGAACAUGAAGCAGCUCCAUUUUUUGGGGGCCCCUUGCAUAGCUCAAGGUAUGGGCCCCUCAGGGCCUGACGGUGAGUAUGUCCAUAAGGCCCACCCAUAAGUCCACCUACAUGUUCCACCCUGGAGUUUGCUCACAGGGAGUGGAGUGUGUAGGGGAUGUGUUACGUGUUAGUGUUGAGGAUCUAAAGUGUGUGCUUAUGGAAUGUAGUGUAGGUGAUGCAGUGUUUGUGUGUGUAGUGCAUGCAGCGUGUGUUUGUGUAAGGGAUAGAAAGCAGUGUGUUUGUGUGUAAGGGAUGUUAUGUGUGUUUCUGGUUGUGUUUAAGGGAUGCAUUGUGUGAAUCUGUGUUUGUAUGUGUAAGGGAUGCAAGGUGUGUUUUGGUUUAUGUAAAGGAUGCAGUGUGUGUGUGUGUCUGUGUAUGGGGAAGCAUUGUGUGAAAGAGUUUGUGGGGUAGGAUAUGGGCUGAGUCCUACCAGCCCCUUUGUGCUUCUCUUUCCCCCCUUCCUCAGCCUCUUGUCCCUUACUGCUCUCCCUUCCUGUCCCUUAGAGCUCUCCCCUGCCCCACUGUCCCUUAGUAAUCUCCCCUGUCCCUUUGUGAUCUCCCUCCCCCCACCCCCGAUAGAGCUCUCCCCUGCCCCUUAGUAGUCUCUCCAUCCCUGUCCCUUUGUGGUCUAUUCUCUCCCACCCCCAUUAGUGAUCCCUCCCCCCCUCCCAGUGAUCUCUACUCUUCUCCCCCACCUCCCUUAGUGUACUCUCCUCUUCCCCCUUUCCAUUAGUGGUCUCUCCUCUCCCUCACCCUUAGUGAUCACUUCUCACCCCACCCUCCCCUGGUGGUCUCUCUUCUACCACCCCUUAGUGGUUUCUCCUUACCCCCAUUUAGUAGUGGUCUCUCCUCCACCCCUACCAUGGUGGUCUCCGAAACCCCCUCCCUCAGUGGUCUUCCCCCUCUCCUCACUCCACCCUCUCCUACCCUAUGUAGUGUGAUUGAGCACUUCAUGUCAGUCCGGCCAGGUACAGGAAACGGAUGCUCCUGUACCGCAGACCGGCCACGCUACAUUGAGGGACUGGCAGGAGGGAGCGCUGUGCGGUUCCCUCCUGCUGUUCCCUCAUAUCUUGCACCCCUGGGCCGGUGUGCCCUCAUGGACGCGCCGCCCUGGCCGUGCUGAAGCUGCAUGAGGCUCUCUAUAGAGUGCUCAGGCGGCUGCAGCAUGAGGGGGGCCGGCACUCCUGGCUGCGCCCCUUCCUAAGGGCCGCCCUAGGCAACUGCCUAAGUCACCUAUAGAAAGCGCAGGCCCUGGGGGCAAGGGAGAUCAGCCUUCCUAAACACCUCUUGUAAAGAGUCAGCUAAUGUUUAAACUUACUUUAUUGCACACUAUGUUUAAAUUAAAAUUUCUUAUCUCCCGCUCUGUUAGUAGCAUGCUAAACCCUGGAAGAGCAUCGUCUGUGCAAUUAAAGUUUAAAUUGCAGAGUUAAAUGUAAAGAUAGUUAACAUCUAAUUGAAAAUGAAACAUUUUUUUUAAUGCAGGCUGUCAUGGUGGGUGUGGCUAGGGUUGCAUAAACAGAAACAAAAGUGAUUUAACUCUUAAAUAUUCUAAAUGACAGAGAAUUCAGCAGUAAGACUGCAUGGACAAGAUCUAAACACUAAAACUGCUAAAUUAAGAUAAAGUUCAGUAGAUACCUAUAGUGUCCAUUUAAUAAAUAAUUGUAUAUAUAUACAUAUAGAUUGGAGAAUUUGCUAUUUGCAAUGUAGCAUACAUUUGAAGGUUAUCGAUAUAUUAUUCAACUGAAAAUUAUGUAUUGUGUAUCAUAACUAUCCAGUCUGUGUAAUAGCUGUUCACACAUAUAUUGGCAUUUGUUUUCCUUGUUUGCACUUUUAUAACCAUUUAAAUGCAAGCAGCUCGUUGCUUUAAAGAGACUGGAAAUUAAUUUGCCCAUUUAGUGCACAGUAAGCUGACUGACAGACGCAGAGUGACUGUCGUAUUCUGCAUAGCAUGCAGUAUAUUCAGAAUAAUAUGCAGCAUAUUUAAUGUCCUCGGUAAUAUAUUCAUACCACAGGACGACCAGUUUCUGCGUUUUAAAUGGAGUCGUAAAUAAAUGCUGGUCUCGUAGGUAACGCUUUUCUAAAACAGCAAAUCAGAUGCAACUUGCUGUAAUUUAGGGACCACAAACUGUGCAAGCUGUUGCUUUUUGGCAGAUAAUGUUAUUUCACACAUCUUAUUUUUGGUGUCAAUGCUAUAUUUCUUCAUUUUUAUAUUAAAUAAUGACCAAUAUUGUUUAUUUCAGAUUGCACUUACCAGGAGAUAAAAAUCAUCAACAGUUUAUAAUUUUAAGCAAAGAAUGUCACUUUUUUAAUAUGAUUAUUUAAAGAGACAGUGAAGGCUGGGUGGCAAAUUAGUUUGUUGUUAUAUUUACUUUGGAAGUGUAUUAAAGGGACAAUAUAGGCCCCUGUUAUUUAGGCCCAGCAAUGUGAAACAUUGAUGUUUAGCACAUUAAAGGGCUAAACACACCUGUAGGGGCAGUCUAGUCAGACUAGCUUUUUACAAGUUUCUUCCUAUGAAAGCUUUUCAUAUAGAGCAUUUGAUUGUAAGAAUGUGACAUGUGCUGCGCAUGUGCUUCUCGUCCCCAAUGCUUCUCUAUCAGAGGACUGGAUUGGGUUAGAAGACAAGGAAGCGACACCUGCAGGAUAACACGGUAGGAGGAGAAGCAGGUGGAAAGUAAGUCUUUGCACUGGAAAAAGAAAUACCGUAAGUUAAAAAAAAUAAAGUACUAUUUUGAGGCCUGAGUCUAAAGAGUGAGGAGACACUGUAGCAUUAGGAAUACAUCUGCGCCUUUAAAUAUUCAGUCCAGACUUGGAAUUUGUAUAUUUAAAAUACAUUAUAUAGGUGACGCUUAAAAAAACUAUUUUGAAAUAAAAAAAUAAAAACAAGUCAUUAGAUAAAAACUUAGUGAAGCUGCUUUUUUGGCACAUCCAACCAACAGCAGCAAAAAAAGAUACUACUUGAAUCAGAAAUGGCAAAACCAACUGCUGAAUUCUGAUAAUAAGAUCUAUAUUACAUAAAUGGAUAUACAAAUAUUAUAUAUAAAUUAAAUGAAUGUAAUUAAAAAGGGUGAGAUCUAUAGGACCUUCUAAAUUGGUUGACAAACUGGAUUUUCGCUAAAUAAAUUAAGUUUAGUAAAGAGGGAAAGGGUUUAACAGAUACAAAACACUAGGGCAUCCCAUUAAUAAUUCAGCUACAAAAUGACCUGAUAUUAGUAAAAUGAGAAAAAACAGGUACCUAGUGCAACAGUGACUGCUAAAUAUAUAUCAUAUAACAACUCGAGUGUAAAGCAGGAAAGGAAAUGAUAUUAUCUUGCAGUAUUACGGAAAAGGUGUCAAAAUUAAACUGUUUUGCAUUAACUGAAGAUAGAGUGAAAAGGCUAAUUGAGAUCCCUAUGGCUAAGUGAUAUGUUUUGGGAUUAUGUCAGGUGCCGGUGCCAUAAAUAGUAAAAAUAUGUUUUAAAUUGCAGAAGAUUUACUCAUGGACAGAAUGGGGAUAAGAAGACCCUUUAACUACUGGAGAGAUAAAGAAACUAACUUGAGCGGAACUACUGCAAAAGCUGAUAGCAGCCGUACUGUUUCUAUUGUCAGCUUAGAGCAGGCAUCUUCCAUCCGCCCCCCCAGAUGUUGCUAAACUACAACUCCCUUGAUUCUCUAGCCAUCUAUUGCAUUCAAGACUUCUGGGAGUUGUAGGCCUUUACAAACUGGGGGCCUGGAAUUUGAAAGCCAGCCCUGAGCUAGAACAUGUCAUGGUAAAAUUGUGCAUGAGAGCUUCAAAGGAACCAGUUUGCAUACAUGAGGAAUUAUAAAGGGAGUGCGCAGCUAAUAUGUGAUUGAAUGGGUGUCACUGAGGGGCUGGAGCUUAAAGCUACAGUACAUUUUUAAAAUUAAGUUAGAUGCAAAUGUGCUCAAAGCGAGACGGGGCUUCCUUGUACCAUAACUACCAUUUGUUAAUAUGCUUCAAAUAGCCCUUUAAGAAAAUGUCAUUCAUAAACACCAUGAAUGCCAAGGUUUGCUAGUCACUGAAGAUGCUCACUUUAAGACAUCCUUCAGAUAUUACUCUUUCAUUACAUAUAGGGAUCCAUUAAAUCUCUCCAUGCAACGCCUCCCUUUGUGCAAUACAACAGCGAGUCAGCUUUGUGUAAUAGUAUUUUCCAUGUUUAUUUCCUAACAAUCCUCUGUUGGAAUAUUUAACCCUCAGGGUUCCAGGCUUUUGAGCAGUUCCGAUUAAUGCAAUAUGUCGUUUGCAUUAAAUUGGAUCAAUGGCUAGAGUUCUACCAACAAAAAAUGUGUUAUUAUUUAGAAAGUAUUGUGUUUUCAUUUCAUUUGAAAAUAAAUAAUGGCUUAUAUAUCACGUUGAUGGUAGACGUCACAUUGACAAUUCGCUGUUAGGUUUCAAAUUUAUUUACUGAGCUUUGAAUAAAUUUCAUAUCUGCAAAAUAUUGUAAUAUAUUUCCCAAAAUUCCCCGGAAAUGCAAUCCAAAUGCUUACUAAACACAUUGUGUGGGGUUAACUCAUAGAAUUGUGAGCAAACAGGUGUCUGCUAAAAAAUGAGCAUAGAAACAGUUUGAACACCAUGUAAAGCUAUGCAUUCACAUAUAUACAUGUUUAAAUCUGAUAAUUUAUCAAAUUACACAAUCGUGGCACACUGUAGUCUGCCUAUUGCAAAAUGGUAUUGUAGUGUGAUUGCAAUGUGGAUUUAUUUUAUAUGAUUAUCAGUGAGUAAAUACCAUAUACCUUGUACAUAAGCAGCUAAUAUGACAACUGUUAAAUGUAGGCAACAGAAAUUGUUUAUAUUGACACAGUAAUCUUGCUGUGUUCAUAAAAACCAUGGUUUAGGGUUAGGAGUCUUUACGGUAGGGUUAAAUCUGUAUUCGAGGUACUGUAGACUGUGAUUCUCAGCCAAGUUCUAAGAACGUUGAAGACACCAUAACCCAUUAUAGAAUACAUUGAUGUACCCACUGUUAACGCAACACACAUAGACUGCACUUGGCACUUUAUGAAGCAUGUCAUUGUAAAUGGCGUUGGAUUGCUGUGUGGUGGCGACAUUGUAGGAUUACCCUUAAUAAUGGCGACUUUUUAAAUUUCACAUUUAUAUGUUGCUAUGUUUAACGUUAAUACUAUUGGUGAGAGCAGUAUCAUCAUAUUUCAGUUAUAGUUAGUAAUAGUAAAAUAAUAAUGGUGGAUUUUCGGGAUUUAAAAUCAUAUAAAGCAACGUUGAGGAAUAUAUUGGUCGUUUAUAAAUAAUAAGAAUUAGAAUUGUAAUAGAUAGAUAGAUAGAUAGAUAGAUACGACUGCAAGCUCGUUUGAGCAGGGUCCUCUUCAACCUAUUGUUCCUGUAAGUUUUCUUGUAAUUGUCCUAUUUGUAAUUAUAUCCCCCCUCUUAUAAUAUUGUAAAGCGCUACGGAAUCUGCUGGCUCUAUAUAAGUGGCGAUAAUAAUAAUAGAUAGGUGAUAAAUAGAUAGAUUGAUAGAUAGAUCGAUAGAUAGAAAGAUAGAUAGAUAUAGAGAUAGAUAUAGAUAGAUUGAUAGAUAGAUCGAUAGAUAGACAGAUUGAUAGAUAUAGAGAUAGAUUGAUAGAUAGAUCGAUAGAUAGAAAGAUAGGUAGAUAGAUAGAUAGAUAGAUAGAUAGAUAGAUAGACAGAUAGAUAGAUAUAGAGAUAGAUUGAUAGAUAGAUCGAUAGAUCAAUAGAUAGAAAGAUAGACAGACAGACAGACAGACAGAUAGAUAGACAGAUAGAUAGAUAGAUGAUAGAUAGAUAGAUAGAUAGAUAGAUAGAUAGAUAGAUAGAUAGAUAGAUGAUAGAUCUAACACCCCUUUAUAAAGCUAUCCCCCAAGCUGGACCCCAGUAUCUGCCUCGGUGUAUUGUUAUUUAUUAUAAUGGGGAAUAAGUAGGACGUUAGGUAGGUAGACAGACAGAAAAGAGAGACUCGUGUUUGGCAUUAAUUGGACAAUUUCUAGAGGACGAAUUGUAACAGUAACUGGUUAAGCCGGGCUCUGUAAUAUUAAUAACCUUGUAGGGCAUAUUGCUAAACUGGGACUACCCACUUCACUUGAACCUUUGUUACCUAUUUGGGUUCGGCACCGAGGUGAUUGGAUAUCAAGCGAUGCUGGCAAAUAAAUGAGAGGGAGAAGGGCUAAGCAGACACAUGGGUUUGGAGAGAGUGAGACAGAUAGAGACUGAGAGGGACAGAGAGAGGGGGCGAAGCAGAGAGAAGGAGAUGACAUUAGUGGAGAACAGGGAUUUAUUAAAAAGUAGCAAUAAAUAGGUAGGGACAGAGAUUGCAGUGGGGGAGAGAGCGCCUACAAGGUGGCAGAGAGACAGUCUCUUUAGCCAAGCAUGUUGUUUGUUUUAAUUAGCUGAGGGACUGUCUGCCAGUGAGAGGGACCAGCCCCCAGAUCCUGCCUGAACCCAACAUCUUAGCAGGUCUGAGAGCUCAUCUCACUGACACUGGAGAGGCAUCAGCUGGACUGGCAGCAGCGCACAGGGUAAGUAGACUCAUUCAUUGAAACUAUCUCUUCUUACUCCUACCGCAGGUACUGCGCCACUGCCACGGCAGGCACCACCGGGAACAAUCUAUCUAUUAUUUUAUCAUUCGAGUACUUUAAUGUGCGGGUUCUGCUUCAGUGCUAUAAAUAUAUAUAAAUAUAUAUAACCCAAUCAAUGUAUUUUGGCUAUUUUGAUUCUUCAUACCCAUUUCAUCCAAACCUGCCAUUUAUUAAGGACAGCUGUUCUAAAAAUAAAAAAUGUGAUUCUUGUCAUUUAUUGUUUUUGCAUCGAAUCAUAACUAAGCGGUUCAUGUGAACUUAUAUUUUCCUCAAACACUUCAUUAAUAAGUGUUUUACAAUAAUAGCGGUUACAAUAAAUAUCUGGAACAAGCACACGAAUUGAGCGAUAUAUUCCCAAAUCCCACUCCUCGUAUUUAUUUACCUCCCCCUUACUUAACCCAGUUUACAACACCAUGUCACAAUUUGAGUGCAUUUUUUGAAUAUUUUAGAAUUUAUAUAUAUUUAUAUCAUUUAAAUUUAGUUGAACAGAAAAUCGCUUAUUGUAUAUAAUUUCGGGGUUUUCUUCGGUACAUGUGAUAUGAUUUACAAUAUUUGGUUUGUUCAUUGUAUUUCUGCCUCUUACAUGAAUUCUUAUUAAUUAAUAUACACACGCCUAACUAUAUAAAUGUAUUCAUUUCUAUCUGCUAUUUUCUGUAUAUCAUAGUUCAAUGUGUCACAUUGUCUGCAUUAUAUAACAGUUAUAAAACCGAUGAUCAAUCUUUUGCGCCGUUUGUAUAAUUUGUUGUCCACAAGGUUGUACUUUUUAUUUAUAUAAAUAUUACAAUUAUAAUUUGUAUUAGUUAUAAACUGCCAAUAUAUUCCUCAAUGCUGCUUGAUUUUAAAUUCAGAGAAACCACCAUUAAUAUUUUACUAUUAUUUUUAUCAAUCACUAGAGACAUGUAGAUGUCUAACUAUGCAUUGUGUGUAUCUAAUCUAAUUGUCUAUCUAUCUAUCUAUCUAUCUAUCUAUCUAUCUAUCUAUCUAUGUAUGUAUGUAUGUAUGUAUCUAUCUAUCUAUCUAUCUAUCUAUCUAUCUAUCUAUGUAUGUAUGUAUGUAUCUAUCUAUCUAUCUAUCUAUCUAUCUAUCUAUCUAUCUAUCUAUCUAUCUAUCUAUCUAUCUAUCUAUCUAUCUCUAUCCAUCUUCUAUAUUCCUUUCUCCCCACUAUCUAUCUAUAUCUCUAUCUUAUCACAUGCAUUUACUCUGUAUCUUUGUCUUGGUAACACAGACAGACAGAUACAUACAUGUUUGACCCAGGGUGAGUUGUCUAUCUGUGAGUUUGUCCUAAGCUGUUCUCCUGAUACCCCUCCAGUCAGUCUGCCCUGGGGAGUAGGGGGGCGGGGGGGGAGGGAGGGGGCUGAUAUAUACUCCUCUGUAAUGCCCAGCAAGGGACCCAUCUCUGCUCUGCUAGAAACACUUGGUAGCACCCUGGGAUCACCAUCCUGUCUGCUCAUUCCAACCCCACCACAUCCAAGAUCAGUGCCCCCAGUCCCAUUACUCUCUAUAUCCCUAAAUACCCAGCCUUCACGCUACAAUGGGCUUUAGUCUCUCGCCUCUGGCCACCGCUAACAAGGUAUUUAUGGUCCUGGUGAUAGGAAUUGGACAGUGGGACAGACAGGGCCAGUUCAGUGGGGGGACUUUUUUCAUACGCUGACAAAUAAGACCCAAAAUGUAAUUAUUAUAAUGAACUAGAUGGUUCGGGAUAAAGGCUGAACACGCUGUUACUGAGGCACUAAUUGUAUGUCUGUUUGAUGUAUUCUUAUAUUGUGUUAUAUUGUUAUUCGGGAAUAAAUAUUAUAAUUCAAUCUGGAAUUCCUACCUAGAGGUAUGGUGAGAUGUUACUUAAUAUCUCUUAUUUCUAAUAUAUAUAUACACACACAUUUUAUUCUCUGUGUUAAUGAUCAUACACUACCAAACCAAAUUCGAAAUCAUUUUCCAACAGUCGUUGGUUUAUUAAAUAAUGUAGCAUUUAUUACCCUCUCUCACUGACAUAAACCAUGUUUAAUUUACAGGAUCUCGCAUUGACUAUGAUAGAGAUAGAUGGAUAGAUAGAUAGAUAGGUACUUAGAAAAUAGCAGAAUGGAUAUAAAUUGUUAUAUUAAGUGCUAGGUUUGUGGUGUAUACGUUUUAUAGUUCUAGUGUAUAAAAUGAUUUAUGAUAAAUUAGAUAGAUUUGUCUAAAACAAAUGGUAUUUUGGUGAUAAAGGCAGUGUUUUUUUGUUUCAUUCUAACGAAUUAAAAAGAAGGUCUGAAAAGUCAUAGGAAGGUCUAGACUAAAUAAUGACACCUGCAGAUUGUCAGUGAUGGGAGAAUAGAAUUAUCUGGGAUUAGAUGUCUGGGCAGGGCAACAUUGGGUUUUAUAUUAUAAAUGUAUCAUUUUCAAUAGUACGGAUUGAAGGGAAAGACUUACAUUUUAUUUAAUUACUGAUAUUUAUUUUACUAUGAUACAUAGAUGGGAUUGGAAAGAUAAAAUAUAACUGCUUUCUGUACUGUGGGCAUAUAUUGUGUAUAAGAACAGAUCAGACAUAAUAACUAGACUAGAUUUAACAGAUAAAUCUAUCUAUACGUUUUGUGCAAUAACAUAGAUUGUGUUAAAAUAUUAUUAUGACGCCUUUCCCUGUCUGAUAUAAACAAACAUUACAACUAUCCGCAUAUCUAUCUAUCUAUCUAUCUAUCUAUCUAUCUAUCUAUCUAUCUAUCUAUCUAUCUAUCUGACUAUCUGUCUGUCUGUCUAUCUAUCUAUCUAUAUGUCUGUCUGUCUGUCUGUCUGUCUGUUACAAUAAAUUUGUAUCAGAGCUGCUGUACACAUUAGAGCAUUUUAAUACAAAGCAGUAUUAUGGGGAUUUAAAACUGUGACACACAUUUAAUACAAAUCCCUAAUAUUUAGCUAUCGUGCUAUUUUUUCUAUACUUUUAUUUCAUUUAUUUUUUGUAUUUGUGUGUAAAGAUAAGCACGGCCUAUAAUGCAAGAGCUCUAUUCACUAAACAGCGAAAACCAAGGUACGGAUUUAGAAAUUCUUCAUGUUGACUUGACUUCACUAACUUCUAGUAUUGAUAAACUUUUAUUCAAAUGUUGAUCAAAUGGUUUAAAACUCACCACAACUCGCAAUAGCUCCGUGAAUAUACCCAGUAUAGACAGACAGACAGAAUACAAUGUAAUGCUGGUGUUUACUGUGAAAAUUCAGUAUAUUAAUUAUUCUAUAUUCAUAGAUUGCAUUAUUCCAUCGUUCCAUUAGAGGGUAUUAGGAUUAUAGGAUAUAUGUAAAUGUUAUGAGAUCCAUUUUCAUCUGUCUGUCUGUCUAUCAUGUCUGUCUGUCUGUCUAUCAUCUGUCUGUCUGACAAUUUAUCUCAUAUCUAUCUAUCUAUCUAUCUAUCGAUCGAUCGAUCUAUCUAUCUAUCUGUCUGUCUGACAAUCUAUCUCAUACAUAUCUAUCUGGCUGUCUGUCUGUCUGUUUAUCUAUCUCUUCCUGUCUGAGUCUGUUUCCUCCUUUUUUUUCCUCUCUCCUCACUAUUUUAUGUCUAUCAUUUAUUUAACCCAUUUUAAAUUAACCCCAUAUCUCUCUCUCUCUCUUAUAAACUGACACAGGUGAGAAUGAUCACAGAACGUGUGUUUCCACAUUAAUAACAACUUAUUAAACCUGACAUAUUGUUUAGCAUCCCUGAAAGGUACAAUAAACACUGACAGCCACAAUCCAGCCAUAUCUUCAUACAAACUGCAUUCAGGGGUUCAUGAAGAGAGUGCUUUCACAGCAGCCAGAGAUCACAGUCUGUACCAGAGAUGCUCAUGAGAAUGAAUGCAUUUCUCGCUUCAAAUCCCUCAGGAUUCAAAAUAAAUCUUUAAAAACUUCUUUUACACAGAAUCACUGUACUUGUUGUAUCUCUGUAUUGUUGCAGAGUUAUAUUGCUACUGUAACACAACACACAGAGUUAUAUUGCUACUGUAACACAACACACAGGAUCCCUGUAUCUCUCUGUUAGUGUUAUAUUGCUACUGUAACACAACACACAGAGUUAUAUUGCUACUGUAACACAACACAACACAACACACAGAGUUAUAUUGCUACUGUAACACAACACACAGGAUCCCUGUAUCUCUGUAUUACAGUGUUAUAUUGCUACUGUAACACAGCACACAGGAUCACUGUAUCUCUGUAUUACAGUGUUAUAUUGCUACUGUAACACAACACACAGAGUUAUAUUGCUACUGUAACACAACACACAGGAUCCCUGUAUCUCUGUAUUACAGUGUUAUAUUGCUACUGUAACACAACACACAGGAUCACUGUAUCUCUGUAUUACAGUGUUAUAUUGCUACUGUAACACAACACACAGGAUCCCUGUAUCUCUGUAUACAGUGUUAUAUUGUUACUGUAACACAACACACAGGAUCACUGUAUCUCUGUAGUUAUAUUGCUAAUGUAACACAACACACAGGAUCCCUGUAUCUCUGUAUUACAGUGUUAUAUUGUUACUGUAAUACAACACACAUGAUCCCUGUAUCUCUGUAUACAGUGUUAUAUUGUUACUGUAACACAACACACAGGAUCCCUGUAUCUCUGUAUUACAGUGUUAUAUUGCUACUGUAACACAACACACAUGAUCCCAGUAUCUCUGUAUUACAAAUAUUGCUACUGUAACACAACACACAAAGUUAUAUUGCUACUGUAACACAACACACAGGAUCCCUGUAUCUCUGUAUUACAGUGUUAUAUUGUUACUGUAACACAACACACAGGAUCACUGUAUCUCUGUAUUACAGUGUUAUAUUGCUACUGUAACACAACACACAGGAUCACUGUAUCUCUGUAUUACAGUGUUAUAUUGCUACUGUAACACAACACACAGGAUCACUGUAUCUCUGUAUACAGUGUUAUAUUGUUACUGUAACACAACACACAGGAUCACUGUAUCUCUGUAUACAGUGUUAUAUUGUUACUGUAACACAACACACAGGAUCCCUGUAUCUCUGUAUUACAGUGUUAUAUUGUUACUGUAACACAACACACAGGAUCACUGUAUCUCUGUAUUACAGUGUUAUAUUGCUACUGUAACACAACACACAGGAUCACUGUAUCUCUGUAUUACAGUGUUAUAUUGCUACUGUAACACAACACACAGGAUCCCUGUAUCUCUGUAUUACAGAGUUAUAUUGCUACUGUAACACAACACACAGGAUCCCUGUAUCUCUGUAUACAGUGUUAUAUUGUUACUGUAACACAACACACAGGAUCCCUGUAUCUCUGUAUUACAGUGUUAUAUUGCUACUGUAACACAACACACAGGAUCCCUGUAUCUCUGUAUUACAGUGUUAUAUUGUUACUGUAACACAACACACAGGAUCACUGUAUCUCUGUAUACAGUGUUAUAUUGUUACUGUAACACAACACACAGGAUCACUGUAUCUCUGUAUUACAGUGUUAUAUUGUUACUGUAACACAACACACAGGAUCCCUGUAUCUCUGUAUUACAGUGUUAUAUUGUUACUGUAACACAACACACAGGAUCCCUGUAUCUCUGUAUUACAGAGUUAUAUUGCUACUGUAACACAACACACAGGAUCCCUGUAUCUCUGUAUUACAGUGUUAUAUUGCUACUGUAACACAACACACAGGAUCACUGUAUCUCUGUAUUACAGAGUUAUAUUGCUACUGUAACACAACACACAGGAUCCCUGUAUCUCUGUAUUACAGUGUUAUAUUGCUACUGUAACACAACACACGGGAUCCCUGUAUCUCUGUAUUACAGUGUUAUAUUGUUACUGUAACAAAACACACGGGAUCCCUGUAUCUCUGUAUUACAGAGUUAUAUUGUUACUUUAACACAACACACAGGAUCACUGUAUCUCUGUAUUACAAAGUUAUAUUGCUACUGUAACACAACACACAGGAUCCCCGUAUCUCUGUAUUACAGUGUUAUAUUGUUACUGUAACAAAACACACGGGAUCCCUGUAUCUCUGUAUUACAGAGUUAUAUUGUUACUUUAACACAACACACAGGAUCACUGUAUCUCUGUAUUACAAAGUUAUAUUGUUACUGUAACACAAUACACAGGAUCCCUGUAUCUCUGUAUUACAGUGAUAUAUUGUUACUGUAACACAACACACAGGAUCCCUGUAUCUCUGUAUUACAGUGUUAUAUUGUUACUGUAACACAACACACAGGAUCACUGUAUCUCUGUAUUACAGUGUUAUAUUGUUAUUGUAACACAACACACAGGAUCCCUGUAUCUCUGUAUACAGUGUUAUAUUGUUAUUGUCACACAAUACACAGGGUCAUUGUAUGUGCGGCAUCCCUUAGUAAUUGUGUAUUACAUAUAUUACAUGUAACUUUUCCAUAUAUUAACCAUUAAAGGAGUAUACACCCCAUGGACAAAGUAAAGUAAGGUGAUACCCACCCCUUUCUCUCUCUCUUUCUCUCUCUCUUUCCCCACGGUAUCUCCCUGUUUCCAUUUUCUCAUUUCCUCCCUCUCUUGUUCUCUCUCUAUUAUCCAUCUUUUAAUCUCUCUCUUGAUCUUCCUUCUCUCCCUACUUUUUCCUUUAUUUCUACCUCUCUAUCCUUUCUCUCUGUCCCGAUUUCUCUCCCUUUUCUCUCUCCUCUCCCUCCCUUUAUUCCUUCCUCCUUUCCUCUAAGCAUUCCGAAUGUCUGUGGACUUCCCUUAUCACCCAGCCAAGUGCAGACACCAUACUGUUCGGAUCAUGAUGUGUACUUGGCUCCAGUGAUUGUCCUCACAGCUCCUCAUCCACAGUAAUGCACCCAGGCUCUGAGUCCUGGCAGCCGGCUGAAUGGACAGAGCUAAUCCCAGCCCUGCACUGCCUCACUGCCUGUCAGUCAUUGCAGGUUAGAUUGGAAGCUGAGAGAGUGGACCAGGUGAUGGUCAGGGGGAGCAAUGACCUGUGCUAUCCUUAGCAUUGCAUCAUAGGAGCCUAUAUAUCAUGUAUAGCAGCCAAGGGGGGCACAUCAGCAGUGUGCUGGGGAUUGGAGAGUCCCAUAGCAUUCAACAGCUGGACUAAGCCUGCAUAACAGAGAUAGGGGGAGUGGGAGAUAAAACUGAAAAGAAAAAUCCUAAAUAUACUACAAAAAUAUUAUAUCACCUUUACUAAAAAUCCUUUUUACUUUUACAGCAGCGCUACGGAUUAUGUUGGCACUAUAUAAAUAAUAAAAUGAUUUUUAUGUUGGAAUGCGUACCAUGUAUAUACAUAGAUUUUGACAAGCAUCAUUUUAACAGGAGAACUGUUAUAUUAUGAAACGACCUUGGUUUAUGUAACAGAACGUACUGAACUGUAACCUAAUGUAAUGCAGUGUGAAAUGUUGUUAUGGUAUUAAAUUAUUGUGCUGUAAUGAGAGUGAACAGCUUCACCUGUAAAUAUAAUGACAUAUAGAGUAUUAGAUAGAUAGAUAGAUAGAUAGAUAGAUAGAUAGAUGUUCAGUAUAGAUAGAUAGAUAGAUAGAUGUUCAGGAUAGAUAGAUAGAUAGACAGAUAGAUAGAUAGAUAGAUAGAUAGAUAGAUAGAUAGAUGUUCAAGAUAGAGAGAUAGAUAGAUAGGUAGAUAGAUAGAUGAAUAGAUAGAUAGAUAGGUAGAUAGAUAGAUAGAUGGAUAGAUAGAUAGAUAGAUAGAUAGAUGGAUAGAUAGAUAGAUAGGUAGAUAGAUAGAUGGAUAGAUAGAUAGAUAGGUAGAUAGAUAGAUGCAUAGAUAGAUAGAUAGAUAGAUAGGUAGAUAGAUAGAUAGAUAGAUAGAUAGAUAGAUAGAUAGAUAGAUGGAUAGAUGGAUAGAUGGAUAGAUAGAUAGAUAGAUAGAUAGAUAGGUGGAUAGAUAGAUAGAUAGAUAGAUAGAUAGAUGGAUAGAUAGGUAGGUAGAAAGAUGGAUAGAUAGAUAGAUGGAUGGAUAGAUAGAUAGAUAGAUAGAUAGAUAGAUAGAUAGAUAGAUGAUGGAUGGAUGGAUGGAUGGCAGGCAGACGAACAGAUAAUGAUCGACAGAAUGAAUAAAAAUAUUAGAAUUAAUCAAAUAAGUGCCUAUAAAUUCAACCCUAGAUUAAAAAAAGGCAUUUUAAGUUUGAAAUCCAGCCCAAUAAAUCAAAUGGUGAUUCGAAUUGCAAGAUGAAUAAACAGACACGACAGUUUAAUGAUAAAUCAUAAAAUACCUUUAUAAGACAGCUGAUUAUUUACAUAUAUUAAAUGCAUUUUAUAGUACCUGGUAAAUGUAUAUUAAUAUCAAUAUCUGUAUUUAUAACCAUUACAAUACCGCUAGUCCUGGAAUAAUAUAAAUGGCAAAGCCAAAGCACUAUUCUGGAGUAAGCCUUCUAAUGAUGGAAUCCAGAAUGUCCCCCAACUCCCCAAGCAUGGAAGUUCUAUGAGCUGUGUGUGAGACUGCAUGCAGAGACUGAAGGGGGCUAGAAUCCUGUCUCUCUCCCUGUGACUGUUUUAAUGCAGGUUUCUGGGUAUAAUAUCCUUCACACUCCUUAACUUCUUCUCCUCACCUGCUAAUCUCAGCUCACAACUCACUCUCUUUCUUCAGGCUGAAGUAAAUAGCUGAAUGGGAAGGGGGAUAGGUGACCCCCACCCCCACCUGUCACAACUCGUUCUUCACUGGGGUCUUCAGUAAUGCAUGACAGCCUUUUGUUUUGCCUAAAAAAAUCCCAGCCCCUCCCACCCAAUGAUCAGAAAAUGGGUUGGUUUGUGCUCUUCACAAAUUGUUCUGCUCCCCAUGCAGAUCUGCUGUCCAAGCUUUGGGAGAACAAGGGGUGAUGAUUAUUACUUAAAAGAAUUCUUCUGCUUCUGUUGCCCUGCAUUGUUACAUCCAGAGAGCACAUUCUGCAAGUUGUCCCAUGUCCCAUCUGCUCUGAUACUUUGUAACUGAUGGUCUCCUGUUGGUGUAUCUUCAGGUAGACCGAGGCUGAGUGUCUGGAGGUCAAUCACACAUCAACACAUUUGUUGUUUCCUGGAGCUUGGAUGCUGGAAGAACUUUGGGGCUCUGUAUAUGGAAAUUGUGGGGUGUCGUUCAGAAGAAAGUGCCUACCCUUUCAGACCAGCAGCAAUGCUCUUCCAUGGGAUCACUGGGGGGCACAUUCAAGGCAUCAUGGAAGAAAUGGAGAGAAGGUCCAAAUCAGCAGAUAGCCGCCUGGGCAAAGCUAUUCAGGUCAAUGGCAGAGAGACAGUAAGUUCUGCUUAAACUUUAAGUGUAUGAUUUAUAUUCAGUGUGUCAUUGAACUGUUUGCAUCUAAAAUACAUGCAUUCUGAUAGGGAGAGGGUGGGAUGAGGGUCCCUUAACGUGGAAAAAAAAGGAUCAAAACUGUUAUUAUUUAAGAAAAACUGUUAUUAUUUAAGAAAAACUGUUGUUAUUUACUAUAUGUGAGUUUGAAAGAAAUAAGGCUAGAAACUGUUAAAGACAAUUUACAAACCCCCUUUAAGUACAAAUUAAACACGUCUAUUGUAAUGCUGGAUUAAGAUCCUAUUCUGCUCCUCUUUGCAAUGAAUGAAUAUCUCAAAAUGUUAGCAGGCAACUGAACUGUUGGUCUUUAAGCAAUAUAAAGCGACAUUACUGUGUCAAAAUAAAUAAGAAUCCUAUUAUCCCUAUAGCAAUAGUCUUCACAUCGACCAAUUAUCAUUUUGAAUAUCGUGAAAAAAACCAACUUUCCUCAAUUAUUAUUAAAAAAAAUAAAAUAAGAACAAUAUUUAAAGGCAUUUUAAAAUUCACGUUUUCAAAGUGUAUUAAUAGAAAAAUAACUUUUAACUAAACAUAUUUAUAUUGAAUGAAUUAUAGCGUAAAUGUAAAACAGUUAUUAAAUAACUGAUGAGCUGUAUUUAUUUCUAAAUACUAAAUGUUUAUUUUGAAUGAGUUUAAAGUCAAUACACAUAUAACUAAGCCCCUAAAUAAUAUAAAGUCCUGUGAUUCAUAUAUAAACAAAUAGACUGAUAGACAGACUACACAGAUAAAAAUUGUAUUUUGAUGACUGUAUAAUUAGAUACAUAAAAAUAGCUAAUUAACAUUUUCAAAUAAAAAAAAUAGGUAUUGCUUAAAAUAACGGUUUGCCAAUUAGUUAAUAUUAUUGCAGCUAAAUAUUAACAUCAAACAAGUUAAGCAAGGCAUGGAAAAAAAACCACUUCUGUCAUUUGAAUUAUUGUUGAAAAGCAAAUAAUAUAAUAUUUUUUUAAAUUAAUAUAUAUUGCAAUAUAAACACAUUGACAGUUGUAUAUAGCCAUCAUCCAUUUGAUUGUACUGACUGCAUUAUUGUGUAUUAAUGAUGCUAUUUUUCUAAUAAAUACAUUUAGGUUAUUUUAUUGAAAUCAUUUCUCCACUGCUUAAAACUAAUUUUUAAUGCUUUUCAAUAAAUUCAUUACUAGGUUGAACAUGAUAAAUAUACAAAUAUGCAAACGAUAACAUAUUCAUUAAAAGCAAAUCACAGACGUUUGUUGUGAAUUCAGUAACUCUCUAUAUGACCUUUCUCAUAUUUAUAUUAUACUUUAGGUUUUACUCUUUACUAAAGCACAUUAUUACUUAUUAAGAUAUGUUUUCUAUAAAUUGAAAUACGAUUGUAUCAUUUUUAUACAAUAUGUAAUUUGUCAGUUUAGAAUUAGCAUCACUGAGACACAUGCACUGAUAAUUUAAUAUCUAUCAACGUUUUAUUAUAUUUCAUUUAGAUUUGAUGUGUUGAUAAAAGCUAGGGCUAGGCUAUAUUAGGCUAUAUAAUAAAAACCACCAUAUACACUAGGAUUUUGUUAACAGAUACCUUAAAUAUAAAUACAAAAUGUAUUUUACACAUUAGCAAAUAGCCCACGUUUCCACCUUUUUUCUACAUAUAUUAUUUUAUAUACAUUCUACAAAAAACAGCAAGAAUAAGUAAGGCGAUGCUAAUUGGGGUGAGUAUAGAACACAGAUUAGACAGAGAUCAAGCCUCAUUAACGGAUAAGGGGUAUUUUUCCCUACUUUAAUAAGGUCUCUGGGGAGAUAUACAGACAGAUACUAAUGUGUUAAUACCGCUGAAUAUUUAGAAUCUCUGCUGGACUUAAGCCGUGUCUGAUGCAAGCAAAAAAAAAUAAAUAAAAAAUAAAAUAAAAUAAAUAAAUAAGUGUAAAAUAAAAUAAGGUAAAUUACAUUAAACAUUAUAUUAAAAUACAUUAUGUAUGAAUUAAGUUAAAUUACAUUACAAUGUCCUUUAUAUUUUAAAAUAUAUAUUUCUAUUAUUUAGAUUAUAAAACAUUAGAUCUAUAAUUUAAAUAUAAAUAUAUGUAUAUAUAUACAUAUUUGCAGGGUGUUAAAAUAAGUAGCACUGAGGAUAAUAGGGACGAAUCUAUCAAUUCCAGCAUUAAAUAUUUAAAGCAAGAUUUAUUUAAAGAACCUUUAUAUUGCAAUAGGGUCUGCAAUGCAAAGUAAAGAGGAGAGCCCCUUAUUAAAUAGGCUGUGUACAGGUUUAUUAUAUUUUGGAAUUUAUAUUUUACAAGCCAUAGACUUUUUUUAAAAGAGAAGUGUCUAUGGUGUACAAUAAAUAAGUUAUAUAAAAUAUUAAUAUAAAAAAAUAAAAUAAAAAUGGAUUAUAUUUACAUUAAGUAAAUUCAAAGCAGGUUUAACUGGGACAAUAAAUUUCAAGCAUAAAUAGGUUUUCUUUUUAAAAUGAAUUAUUAACUGUAUAUAUAGAUCAGUUUAAUAACAACGCUAAUAAAAAUUAAGAUAUAAUAAUAUAAUAAUAUAUAUUAAUAUUAUUAUUAUUAUUACACUGAUGCUUGUUAUUUUGUUGGUGAUUGUUUAAUUCAAUUUGUCGUGACUACUUUGCUAGUGUUAUAAUUUGAUUAUGCUAAUUUGGAAAUGUUCAAAUUUUAGUUAUAAUUAUAAGUCCUGCAAAAUAUCUUAUUAUCAUUGAUAUGUACAUUUUUUUCUUUUUUCACUCACAUAUCAUUUGACCCUUUAGAUUUGAAAUGGUCAAAAAAAGGCCUUCAGUAUUUGUGUCAUUCUGUACCUGUAAUCACAGAGCCCAUGGUAAUGUGGGAUAUAUUGAUACUAUUUAAAUGUAACUUAAUAACAAAUUAGCCAUUGAUGCCAUUUAUUGCCAUAGUUAUCUGUUGAAGUAGAAUGCUGCCUGUCCUGUAGUGUGUCUGCGUAUUAGAUCAUAUACAUCUUGUUCAACAUCAUAUAAUCCUAUAUUAUAUCUCUGAUUACUAUGGUAGCCACCACUCCAUGGAUUCUAGUUAUUAACCCCUUACUUUGAAUUGUUCUUUGUAGAAAUUAUUGUACAUUCAUAUAAGUAUGGCAAUGUCCAACUAUGCAUAUAUAUUUAUUUACAAAUACAUAUAGAAAACCAAGCAAGAGUAGUAUACUUUUUGAAGCAUAGCCUUAUAUUAAAAUUGAUUUUGAACAUUUUAGUUUAUUGGCCUAUUAGCUCUGUGAUACCUAUUGUAUUGUAGUUUAGAUUUUCCAAAGUCCACUUAGAUUAUGAGUAGAGAAACGGUCCACGUAUGUGACUCAGUGUUUAGUACAAUAUAUGCAUAUUUAUUUAUAUAGGACCAACAGGUGCCCUCAGUGAUGCCGACUUGGUAUUAUCAUAUAGUGUAGGUAAGUACUCUUAAGAUUUAGAGACAUUGUAAUAGGAGGUCUAAUAGAUAUACAGACAGUAGAGUAUCUAUAGAAAUUACAAUCUAAAACAUUGUGUACGAUGAAUUUAGGAUCCCAAUACAGCCACUACCAUCUAACAAGUCUUGAUGGCACUCUUAACUCCCCUUAAAAGCCAUGUUGGUGGAUAUAACUACAUCCUGAGUAUGUUACAGUAAAUCUCGUUAUAUGUUUUGGUGUACACAACAACUUAGUAAAUGUUCCGUGAGCACAGUAACUAUAUCCAGAAAGUCACACCAGGGAGUAUACUACAUGAUGAAAUUAAUAUUGGUUCUGCAAUUCUACCUCAAUCUUAUGUUGAUGCAAUAACUACCUUUGAAUAGUAUAGAAAGCUUUUAUGUCCUAAAUGUCACAUAUAUACAGUAUUUCCUGAAUGGUUUUAUACUACUACCUUUUUUUAUACUUUACUUCCUAAAUUCUAUGUUGGUACUCUACUUACUUAUUUAAUGUCAUGUUGGUACCCUACCUACUUCCUAAAUAUUAGGUCAGUACACUAUCUACUUCCUUAAUGUUAUGUUGGUACACUACCUACUUAUUUGAUGUUAUAUUGGUACACUACCUACUUCCUUAAUGUUAUGCUGGUGCCCUACCCACUUCCUAAAUAAUAGGUCAGUACACUACCUACUUCCUUAAUGUUAUGUUGGUACACUAUCUACUUAUUUGAUGUUAUAUUGGUACAUUACCUACUUCCUUAAUGUUAUAUUGGUACAUUAUCUAGUUCCUGAAUGUUAUGUUGGUACACUACCUACCUCUUUGAUGUUAUAUUGGUACACUACCUAGUUCCUAAAUUGUUAUGUUGGUACACUAUCUACUUCCUUAAUGUUUAAUUGGUACACUACAUACUUCCUUAAUGUUAUGUUGGUACCCUACCUACUUCCUAAAUAUUAGGUCAGUACAUUACCUACUUCUUUAAUGUUAUAUUGGUACACUACCUACUUCCUUAAUUGGUACAUUAUCUACUUCCUUAAUGUUAUAUUGGUACAUUUAGUUCCUGAACAUUAUGUUGGUACACUACCUACUUUAUUAAUGUUAUGUUGGUACACUAUCUACUUCCUUAAUGUUAUAUUGGUACACUACCUGCUUCCUUAAUGUUAUGUUGGUACAUUACCUACUUCUUUGAUGUUGUAUUGGUACACUACCUAGUUCCUGGAUGUUAUGUUGGUACUCUACCUACUUCCUAAAUAUUAGGUCAGUACACUACCUACUUCAUUAAUGUUAUGUUGGUACACUGUCUACUUCCUUAAUAUUAAUUUGGUACACUACCUACUCCUGGAUGUUAUGUUGGUACAAUACCUACUUCCUGGAUCCUGGGCUGACCCACUGCUUCCUUAAUCUUAUAUCUGUACAAUAUGUACUUCAUACAUAUUUAGUUUUACAUUGCUCCAUCUUGAGAGGUACGCUAGUCCAGUAACUACAUCCUAAAUAUUAUGCGCUACAUCACCUACAUCCUAAAUCUUAUGACCAUUUAUUACCUACUUCCAUUGCAGCAAUGUUUUAUUGGUACCAUGUUAGCCAGUUAACUACAUCAGAAUAAAAUAACAGAAAAAGGUAUAAAUUAUACCUUUAUCGACUAACAAAAGAGGGAUAUUUUGUAAGCCUUCUGAAUACUAAUGUACCUUUAUCAGACAUCCUGAAAGCUUGCAAAGUAUACGUUCUUUGGCCAAUAAAGAUAUCAAUAAAACAUUUUUUUAUUUAUUCUCAGCCAUCUACUUCCUAAAUAUCCCAUUUGUAUAGUACCCAGUUCCUCAAUGUGAUGUCAGUAUAGUAACUGUUUCCUAAAUAAUGGUGAGGUAACUACCUCUCAGUGAACGUUAUGUAUUUAUGGGACAUACUGUACUUCCUGAAGGUUAUGUCUGUGUAUUAGCCUUUGUACUUUUCAGUGUUCUGUCUGUAAAGUAUCUACUGUACUUCCUGUGCGCGAUGUCUGUAAAGUACCUACUGCAAUUCCUGAAUGUGAUGUCUGUAAAGUACCUACUGUGCUUCCUGAAGUUAUGUCUUUGCAGUACUGACUGUACUUCCUGAAAGUUAUGUCUAUACAGUAUCUACUGUACAUCCAGAAUGUUUUGUCUGUUUAAAACCUACCAUACUUCCUGGAUGUUAUAUCUGGACAUAAACUGCACGACUUCCUGUACAAUAUGGUGCUUCCUAAUAUUUUAUCGACUGUACUUCCCGAAUGCUAUGUUGGUGCAGUAACUAUUUGUGAGCGGUAAUAAAACACUAAGUUACGACCACCUGAGUGUUUUAUGUUUUGUCUGUACAGUACCUGGUAUUUAGGCUUCCUGAAUUUUGUCUGUACAGUACCUAUUUCACUCACCAUACUUCCUGAAUGCCACGUACAUGCAUUUCACUUCCUGAAUGCUAUUUGUGCCAUACCUGUUACACUUCCUAAAUGCUAGGUCUGACUGUGCAGUACCUAUUGUAGUUCCUGAAUUCUGUAUCUUUGCAGUAUGUAUUGUACUUCCUGAAUGCUAUGUGUGUGAAAUACCCAUUGUACAUUCUGAAUGAUAUGUCUCUGAAGCAUCUAUUGUACUUCUUGAAUGUUAUGGCCGUCAGUCUACAUAAUGUUUUUCAACUGUACCAAUUACUUUCUUGUGUUCGUACAAUAAGUUAUUUUCCCCCUUUGGUAAUGCCAGUGUAGUAAUCUCCUGUACACGUGUCUAAAUUCAUUUACUGCUAGUUCUCCUAUUCUAUGUGCAUUAUAAUAGCUUAAUAUGUGGAUAUUUACAUUAAAAUAUGUAUUGUUUUUACAGUAAUAGUCCUUUCACUUCUAUAUGGCAAUAUUACCGAAAUUAUAUUGUUUGCCUUGUAUCAGUUCAGUGUGGUAUUAUCUUUGAUAUGAGGAUAGUAGCUCACAGCAAUGCAAUAAUACCAGUGUGUGAGAUAUUUCUUUUGGGUACGUUAAGAGAUGCAUAACUGCUCCCUGCCUUUAACAUCAAUAUCAAUGUUAAAUAUCAGUAUAUUAACUCCACUCUAAAUCAGUAAAUGAAUUGACCUGAAUAUUAAUAUGCAAGAACUUGUCCUACCUUUAGGCCGGGCCUUAGGCUAAUUAGGGCAAUGAAAAAAACAAAUCUUUCCCAACUAAAAAAAUAAUCUAAAUACCAUCAGCGUUCUCUAGAAUGAAAUACUAGUUCCAACAGAACAUUAUCGAAUAAUUUUUCUGCACAGCUUGUACUGUUCACAGACCAAAUCUAGCUAUAACAUGUUGGUGCUUUUGAUGCCAUUGCAAAACCUGCUAUUUCACUGAAUGAAAAUAAUUUAAAUAUGUAUAUUUUAUUUAUAAUGCAAGUUAUACAGUAACAGUCUGGAAUAGUUAACCUUGCCUUGCUUCACCUAUAGCGGUCGCUCCAUAAAUAACUGCCUUUGGUGUACAGGACCUGAUCAUGAGGCAACAAAUCCUUAAAGAGACAAUAAUACUUUGCCCUAUAUUUAGAUUUUAUACAUGAGCAUGUUUAAGAGAGUUGCGAUAUACAUGUAGCACUAUUUUCACUUUUAUUACUCCACAAGAUUUUCAUUUAUAGCUGACAAAUGGCUGUCAUUAGUUUAUGGGGUUUUUUUUGAGUAGUUUAUAGUCACUGAUCAGAAUGUCAAUUAAAGCUGGAUUCUGAUUGGUCGAAAAACCAAGAUGCUUAUUAAAUCACAAGUGUGAUUGCUAGGGGGUGAUUUAACUCCCCGAAGGUCUUUUUACUUUUCUAUUCAGGAUUCUCAACAAUUCAGCAGGAAAAUACAUAACAGAAAAAUCCCAUAUUUUUCACACAUAUUUCAAUUUGUAAAAGCCUGCUGUUUGAUAUGAGAGACAUUUAUAUCAAUUAUUUACCCUUAUGAUAUCGUGUGUGUAUUUCUCCACUAUAGUAACCGCCCUCUCCAAACACACUAAGUAAAUGUGAGCUCAUUAAUUAUCUACUGCCAGAGGCCCAGUCCCCCAUUUUUAAACCUUAGUAUAGUAAUUCACCAUGUUAAAAAGUAUCCAAAAUUAAUACAAUAACUCUUUCUUCUUAGUGCAAGCUAUAUUUACAAUAAACGGUGCUGUAUUUAAAAAAGGAAGUGAGUGGUAUUCUAUUUCUGUAUGCUUUUAAAAUGUCGUCGUUUGAUAGAGUGACAUUUUAAUAAAAGCACAUUUGUAAGAGUUUUGCGAUAUCACAGCAUCAUUAAAAUACCGCAAGUCAUCCUUGACAUUAUCUAUUCUUCUCCAUACCUUUUCUUUCCAUACUUCUACUUUUUAUGAGGUUUUAUUUUAUUUUUUAUUUUCCAUUCUUUCCUGCCACUGACACUUUGUAUGUUAAUGUUCUUUUCUGGACAUACAGUAUGAAGUUUUGGUUAGUGGUGGCUCUGCAUAUUCAUGGUUACUGUAUGGAAUAAGUGUUGUUCUGGAGAACACUGCCGGUAAAGUAAAGUUACGAUUUGGAUUUUAUGAUUGUUUUGUUCUAGGCUUGGGUAGUGAUUACUGUUAGGUGGGCUUGAAAAUUCACGGGGGACUUAAGAUAGGAAGUACUUGCCAUCAAACGACUGUGCAGCUAGCUAGCAACGUUAUAUGUUGUUAUAAUGAUGGCAACAGGCUUAACAUGUCAUCUUUUAUGUUGACAUAUAAAAAAAGUAAAACCUAUAUAACAAUACGAUGUAUAUUUCACCAUUAAAAAACAAACAAAACCUAUCCAUAUUUUGACUGCUCCCUGAUGGCCUUGUGAAAGUGAAAAUAAUCUCAGAUUUUUUGCUGUAAUUAAAGUCACAGUGACUUGGAGUGGAUGUCCAACGUAUGGUGAUUGCUAGCUUGUUACAUUCACCUUACGGUUACGGUUUCAGCAGUACCUCAUUUUCUGGCACCCUUACUUGGAAAUGCUACAAACAAAGAAGCUGGGUGGGGAUCUUGAUUUGUAUUGAAUCUUCUUUGCGUGAUAUGUUUGGCUAUCCCACAACCACCCUGCGAGGGGAGUUUAUUACAAUAAUUACACUAUGUGAAUGAUGUCAUUUUAAUUCUGUCCCUUGAUGAUGAUGUCACUUCAGUGUAGGUGGCCUUACCAUGUAUGCAGCUGGUUGGAGGCCCCAUUGAACUAAAUCCACUUCUCAGAAGAUGGAGGGAGGAAAUUACCUUUCUAAAUGUAACAAAUGAUUCUUUUAAUGUUAUACAAAAACGUGUAGCCAUGUGUGUAUGCAUUUCGUUCCUUAAUUUGUAUAUAUAUUAAAUUUUCUUUAAUUUCUUUAAAGGGACACUAUAGUCACCAAAACAACUUUAGCUUAAUAAAGCCGUUUUGGUGUAUAGAUCCUGCCCUUGCAGUCCCACUGCUAAAUUCUCUGCCAUUUAGGAGUUAAAUCACUUUGUUUAUGCAGCCUAGUCAAUAAAUUAUGUCUGAUUGAAAAUGAAACAAUUUUGUCAUGCAGGUUGUGUCAAUCAUAGCCAGGGGAGGUGUGGCUAGGGCUGCAUAUACUGAAACAAAAGUGAUUUAACUGCUAAAUGGCAGAGAAUUGAGCAGUGAGACUGCAGUGGCAUGAUGUAUACACCCAUACUGCUUCAUUAAGCUGAAGUUGUUUUGGUGACUAUAGUGUCCCUUUAACCUAACAGCCUGUCAAAAUUAGGGGUUUAUUACCUAAACAAAGAACUGUAAUGAAUUGAAAACUGAAUUGCAAAAUGUAAACUAACAAAGCCAAAUUGGAAAAUUCCCCAACUCAGCUAAAGUAAAGUUUUACCCAAUUUAGGUUAGAUAUAUAUACAUUUUGUAGCUGGGUUUAUAAUUUCCUAUAUUUGGUGUUCUUGUGUUCCUGGCUGAUGCCUGGUGUGUGAUUAUUGUUCAGAAAUUACAGUAACUUUCUCCUAUCAUAUUCCAACAGCGAAUGCCCCCUCUGAGUCCAGAGAAACCCGCCCUUUGCGCAGGAUGUGGUGGGAAGAUCUCAGACAGAUAUUACCUCCUGGCCGUGGACAAGCAGUGGCAUCUGCGCUGCCUCAAGUGCUGUGAAUGUAAACUAGCUCUGGAAUCUGAGCUAACAUGCUUUGCAAAGGAUGGCAGCAUAUACUGCAAGGAAGACUAUUACAGGUACAGCACCGUGUUUGACAUGUAUAGUACAUACCCAUACUGCAGCAAAGUUCAUGGUAUACUACAGGUACAGCACUGUGUAUCACAGUAUAUACCCAUACUGCAGUAAAGAUCAUGGUAUACCACAGGUACAGCACUGUGUAUCACAUGUACAGUAUAUACCCAUACUGCAGCAAAGUUAAUGGUAUACUAAAGGUACAGCACUGUGUAUCACAUGUACAGUAUAUACCCAUAUUGCAGCAAAGGUCAUGGUAUACUACAGGUACAGCACUGUGUAUUACAAGUACAGUAUAUACCCAUACUGCAGCAAAGGUCAUGGUAUACUACAGGUACAGCACAAUGUAUCACAUGUGCAAUAUAUACCCAUACUGCAGCAAAGGUCAUGGUAUACUACAGGUACAGCACCAUGUAUCACAUGUACAGUAUACACCCAUACUGGAGCAAAGAAUAUAAUAUUAUAGGUACCCUAUUGUGUUUUAAAUGCAUAGUAUAUUAUAAAUCUAGUUUGUGACCUUCAAAACUUUUUCAUUUGACAGUUUGAAUAAUUCAUCACCCAUGAAAAAUACUCAAAUGGGAGCAAAAAUGGGCCAAUCAGUGUACUGCAAAUAUACACAUAAUACAUAUGUCAUAGAUAUAUUCUGCAGUGCACUGUGAGGCGCAUUCUCACUCUACUUAGUUCACAGAUCAAGUGAUAAAAAGUAACAGACUAUAUAUAUAUAUAUAUAUAUAUAUAUAUAUAUAUGCGCUGGAUCGUAUAUGCUGUAUGUGUAUAUAUGUUCUUUUCUGCCUCUCCAGUUUGUCUCUAUUAGUCACUUUUUUAUCUGUGAAUAAAAUUAACAUUUAGUGACUACUCCCUAACCAUUGAUGAUAUAUUUUUUCCCCAUCAGUCAUCUCUAUUUUUUGUGCCACAGACAGAACUCUGAAUCUUGAAGAAAGUGAACAUGCGUGUCCAUCCUGCUAUGUGUAUGUUCAUUUAUACGUCUGUCUCCUAAAUACUGAAGUGUAGAACUAUAUUGCAGUUUUAGGCUGAUCUGGAAAAAAACUCCAAGUUGGUUAUAGUCAGACUUUGGAUAUUUGAACCUGAAUUUUCAAAUAGAGUGGACAGUUCACUACAAUGUGGUGUUUAAUGCAUAGGCCCGUUUAUAGUAUAUAAACCAUAAGUUAUAUAGGCAUGGAUUUUUCAAAUUUUAGCCAGAACAGAGAAAUAUUAAAAAUGAUCCAGGUAAGCUAUUUCCAUGGCUUUUACUUGUCAAUUCACCAUGAUUCUUGGUUUAAUGACCAACACCCUGUGACAUAUUAGAGGAACAUCACUAAGCACAACAUGCACAAUAUCUACAUAUUUUGCAAGGAAGACCAAGUUAUAUUACACAUACAACACUAUGCUUUAAUUGAGAAAUUCUGUAUUGGAUAAAUGAUUGAAACACCAGUAGUGUCCCAAAUUUGAAUAGAGUUUGUUAUAGGAGGGUAGGGUGUUUGUAGAAGUGACCUUUGGGCCUUUGGAACCCAGAAUUGUGGGAAGUCUGUUCCAAUGAGGAGAGAUUGCAGGUCUACCCAACAUCUCUUAUCUGGGGGUAUCAGGUACCCACCUGGGUCAACUUAGCUGGUAAUUAAUUGAGAUACAGGUGGGAAAGUUCCAAACCACUUUUAGUGAGAUAUCGGAAAUAGGGAUACAAAUACAUAAAAUCAAAAGAGAUUAAAUGACAAACAGAGUGGAAGAGGAGAGUGAAUGGGCAAUUGACAACCCACUUAUCUGUUUCAUUCCCUGGGCAAAGCCUUUGUGCACCUACAGUCUUUGGCAUAGGGAGCGGACUUCAAGGGUGGAGAUGCAGUGCCCUAGCGAGUAACAGGCUGCACAGGCAGAAGGUAGCAGGUUUUGCACAAUGCAGGUGUAGAUAAAGGGGAGAAACAAACCAUCACUUUUAAGGAGAUUUGGGAAUUAGGGAUAAAACAAAUGGAAUAAAAAGAUCAAGUGGAAACACCCACUCACCUAUGUCAUUCCCAGGGUGAGUGGGUUUUGUUCCAUGGCUAUUGAUGGCCAAUUUUUUUUAAACCGCUUCAAAACAGAGUGACCAAGAAAAUGUGGAAUGGUGCCCAUAGCCUUCUUAAACCUCAACUGCUGCACUGAGCUUUUGUAGUUAUGGUUCGGAUAGUUUCCCUUUAAGAGAGCAAAAGAAUAGAUUCAAUAUGUAAGCAUAGUUAUAUCUUACAUUAUAACAAUGCAUGUACAUUUUAUACCAUUGUAUUUUAAUAUGAAAACAUGAAAGAAAGGAAAAUCUGGGAGUAUUGUGUAUAGGAAAGGUACAUAUAGUGAAAUCGCACACCUAACUUUAAGUCUACAUCUACGUGGAUAGUCAAAGAGGCAGAGUUUCACAUAUUAUUAUUCUAAAAGAGUUCUAAAAGAGGUGGAUUAGGUAGUGAGAUAAAACAGUGGGUUAAUGCGUUGUGUAUUAUAGGGGUUUGACCAUUAAACCAGAAAUUGCAAAUAUGAAUUCAAGCCAAGCUGGAAAAACUACUGAAUUGGCAAAUAUUUUGGUUUUUAAAAGUCUGAUUUAAUGCUAUGGAGACACACACAAAUCAAGGAGAUGCAAAAUAUCCCUGGGGGAAGGGGUGGUGGAGGGUAGUUGCUUAUUUAAAAAAUAAUAAUAAGUACUUAUCCUACUGAAAGUUAGUCCUAUCACUUCAACUUAGAUUGUCAGUUGUGUAUUCAGGGUUCCUUUUUCUCUUCACUUUAUUUGUUAUAUAGUAGUUAUACGUUUUUUCCAUCGAUUAUUUGUGUGAUUUGCAAUGUUUUUUUUGUAUACCUAAAAUUACUUGGAAAAACAAUGACAAAAAAAAAAAAAGAGAUAAAGACAUUUAACUGCAAAAUCUUUGGGAAAAAAGCAAUAAGCAAAAUAUUAGAUCUAAAAACAAACUGGUGUUUCAGUUUAGCUGCAUUGGCUCCUAAAGCAGGUAGCACAAAAUAUCACAACACAGGAGAGUGCUUUAUGUUAAUGUGUGUACAUAUCUGCUUGUUGGCCACUUGUGAGCCACCAGUCUUCCACCAUCAAUUCCACAUGAUUUUUUCCUCUUUAUUUAACCGUCCCAGACCAAGACUCCACCCUUACCAAGGUUACUGAUCUUUACUCAGCUUUUAGCCAUUUUAGACUGCUCUGUUACCAUUAGUUUCCUGACCAUUUUCCUACCUUUAACCAUCCCAUCUUUAACCAUCCUCCUUUCACCGUACAGCUGCCCACCUUCAGAGGAGCACCCUUCCCUCCUACACAAUACCCAGUUGUACACCUACUUAAAGAACAUUGUCACCUCAACACCACCUCCCCCAUUUCUGAACAUUUUCCCCUCUGAGAACACAGCUCUCCUUGGCCAAUACACAGCCUCCAGAACACAGUCUUCCUGUCCCAAUGCUAAGCCUCUUUGUGCAGUCAUCCAUUUAUUACUAUGAGGCCCAUCUGCUGGAUUCUCCUAUUAAUGUGGUGAUAACAGGCUCUAGAUCAGUACACCAGUCAGGCCCUAGUUCCCUUGUGGAAAAAAGAGCCCUCCGAUAACAGUAUUCUUUCUGAGCAGUUCAGAAUGGUUCUUAAUGGGUAGCUUAUCAAGGUCGAAAAUGAUGAAGAACGUCAUUGGGUUCAUGUGCCAGGUAGACCACAUUUUGUCCUGUAAUGGAUUAUUCCAGGCUGCACAGGGCUUUACGGGAUACGUACAGCACUGCCAAUGGAAGCAGAGACAGUGAUUUACUGCAAAAGAAGCACAUUCACAAUAUAGCUUUUAAAAUUAUUAUAUAUUUUUUAUAAAAAAAUAGUCUUCAAUCAUUGAAGAUACCAGGUGGCCAACAAGAUGAGGAUCAAAUUAUAAACAUAGAAAUAAACGGGAAAGGAGCACCUGAAUCAGGGAGGACUAUGUCUGAUUCAUGAAUUUAAAACUGAUUCUUGAUAGUGAAGGACCUCAAUAGUAUUUUAAGUUAUGAAGUCCAGUGUUUCAUUGCUGAUUGUUAAGCGUUAUUAUUAUUUUGACUUUUUGGGAUGUAAUUAUUAUGAUGAGUUUAAAGUCACUUGAGUUAAGAAGGAAUAAACUAUGAUUAUUACUGGUGCGUUAAACAUCUCUCUGAACAUUAGUGAUGAUGUAGUACUAACACUGAAGAAAAAGCAAUACAAAAGAAAGCAAUACAAAAUGGGAUAAUUUGAUCAAUGUAUAUCUGAUGACAGCAUAACUAAUAAGAGAUGCUGGUGACCAGAUGAACAUAAGAUAGACAGAACACAAGAUAUGAUUGCACUGAUUUAUAUAUAUUUUAUCUCAAAUUCCCUGAAAAUGUAUACAUUUAGCCAUCAUGUAAUGAUGUAAUGGGUAUCAUGAAGGACCAUAUUAUAAAGAGCUGUGGAAUAAGUCGACAAAUAAUAUAAAUAAUUCUUAUUGUAUUUGGGUACAAGUCAAUGCUCCUCGGUAAAUGAUUAUUCUGCUUGUCUCCAGAAGGUUUUCUGUGCAGAGGUGUGCCCGUUGCCACCUUGGUAUCUCAGCUUCAGAAAUGGUAAUGAGAGCAAGAGAAUCUGUCUACCACCUUAGUUGCUUUACCUGCACAACCUGCAACAAGACCCUGAGUACUGGAGACCACUUUGGAAUGAAGGAAAACCUUGUUUAUUGUCGGGCCCACUUUGAGCUUCUGGUCCAAGGGGACUUUCAUCCACAACUCAGCUACACUGAGCUAUCAGCCAAGGGAGGAGGGCUGGCUACCCUUCCGUACUUCAGUAAUGGGACAGGUGCAGUUCAGAAGGGAAGGCCAAGAAAAAGGAAAAGUCCAGCUUUAGGAGUGGAUAUCAUCAACUACACUUCAGGUGGGUUACCUCUAAAACUCAAUAUUAACAUUACCCACUGUGUCUUAUUCAUCUUUACUUAACUUUUUAAUCUUUAGAAAAAAAAGUACUAUCGUGUAGUCAUUUAUUAUAUGCACUCAUAUCUAUGUCUGAAUAUAAUAAACUACUACGCUAUAUUACUUGUGUUACUUUUCCUACGUGUUUCCUUGAUGAUGGAUGUUGAAUAAAAAUUCUCUGUACCUGUAUUGGUGGUAUUUAUUCCUAAAAUAUAUAUAUAUUUUUAAAACAUUUUAAAUAUAAGAUAUAUAUAUUUUUUUAUAGUCAUUAUUUUAUGUUAAGUUUUUUUUUUGUUUGUACUUCGGGGUGAAGUGUUCUUUGUGCCUUGCCCCUUUUUGGGGGAUUUCUUCCUGUAUUAUAUUUAUGUUAUUUAUUCUUGUGUGAGGCUUCAAAAUGAGUUUCCUGUGGCCACUUUUGUGUAAUUUGCCUAAUAGACAAAAUGGUGCCGUGGUCAAAAUAUAUAAUAUAUAUAUAUAUAUAUAUAUAUAUAAAAAAAUAUAUAUAUAUAUAUAAAUAUAUAUAUAUAUUUUUAUACAUAUCACAAAAUACAGGCCAGGAUCCAUACAGGAAAGGCUGUUGAGAUGCCAAAGAUUCUGAGGUUUAUAUUUUGUGUUCAUGAGUCAGGCAUUAAAUGUUACUGUCCUGUGACAUUCAGGAUUCCUGUCUCAGGUUUAAAUUUUUUAAUCCUUUAAGUUUGUCACACAAGCAAAAAUGAAUGUACGUCGUUAUCAGUAUUAAAGGACCACUAUAGUGCCAGGAAAACAUACUCGUUUUCCUGGCAUUAUAGUGCCCUGAGGGUGCCCCCACCCUCAGAGUCCCCCUCCCGCCGGGCUCUAGGGGGAGAAAGGGGUUAAACUUACCUCUUUCUCCAGCGCCGGGCGGGGGACUCUCCUCCUCCUCCAUAGCGACGUCAUUGGCUGAAUGCGCAUGCGCGGCAGGAGCUGCUCACGCAUUCAGCCAGUCCAUAGGAAAGCAUUCUCAAUGCUUUCCUAUGGAUGCUGGCGUCUUCUCACUGUGUAAAUCACAGUGAGAAGCGUGGAAGCGCCUCUAGUGGCUGUCAAUGAGACAGCCACUAGAGGCUGGAUUAACCCUAUUAUAAGCAUAGCAGUUUCUCUGGUUAAUCCUAGCUGGACCUGGCACCCAGACCACUUCAUUAAGCUGAAGUGGUCUGGGUGCCUAUAGUGGUCCUUUAAAGAGCAGCCGGAGUGGUGUUGUCUGAUAACCAAAGUUGUAACCCAAUAAAAAUAAGCUAGAGAACGAGAAUUAAAAUGAGAACAAGGAAUCCAUUCUAGAUUUCUAUAUCAUCAUUACAGAUUCUUAGAUUAGUCAUUAUAUUAUAUAUGUAGUAUAUUAGUCAUUAAUACAAUAUUCCUAUGGAUACCUGUAUGAGACAGAAAUAUUUUAGGGUUAGGUCAUAGACACAGCCAGGCAACGUUUUUCUAAAAACUUUUCUAUUACAUUCAUUUGAAACAUUUACGGAUAUAAAUGAUGCACAUGAAUACAUACUGUAUUUCCAUGACAUAGUCUAUUGUGAUAUUUUGUGCAUGUUGGGAAGUCCCCUUUUACAGAUGACUUUAUUACAGGUAUAGCAGAAACCAGAUCUUGGAAGAGCCUGCAGUGGUGGCUCCUUCUUCCAACGCCCCUAGGCAUUGUAUCAUUUAGAAAUACAGGCUGGAUGGUCAGGCGCUAUGAAACACAACAGAAUAAUAAUGUGAUUUGAGGAAAACCUGGGCUGUACAAAGCAACUGAAAACAUGCUUUUCUAAACAAUUUAUCAAGUCAUUAUCGUGGCCUUGUGUGCGUACAUGUGGCAGAUCCUUUGAUUGGUUAAACUUAUCACUUUUAAUCUUUGUGAGAAAAUACAAAGUUUUCCAAGUAAUACUGGAGUUUGAAACUUCUGGCGAUCUAGUCUCAUGCCCUCUGAUGCGUAAUAUAUGUGACAGGACUUCUCCUGUGCUAAUUAUUUCCUAUUAAUUAGAAUCGACACUGGAAUCCCUUGGCCAGCAACCAGCAUUUAAUCACCCAGCAAAACCCAUAAUCCACAUUUAUCUAGGAACUUUUUGAUUGCCACAUGGGAGUACAAUGCACCUGCACCUCUAACUAAUUAUAUCUGACCUUUGCAUAUCUGUUGUGAGCUUGUGUGUGUGAUUUUACACUAUCCAUUGCAUAAAAAAUACAAAAAUAAAAUUAAAAGACUAAAGUCUCAAAAAGUUGCUUAUGCUCUCAAGUUUACUUUCAAAUAAGAAGAAAAUAAUGGUACAAUGUAUUAAUGAUUCUGGAGAACAUGCUGUUAAUUCCACAGAUAGGGCAGUUAUCCAGAUUCCAAAUAGUCUUAUGGGACUCACCGUUUGCACAAUUCCUACCCGUGGACCCAUCCUCCCCCACUUCCUGAAAAAGAAAAGCUCAUUAAGGCAAACUUCUAUAAAAUAUGGUUUCACUAGAAGGUUUGUCAGGGCCCCAUUUGUAAAGAAUUGUUUGAUUCAUAGAUAACAAAUCGAGCAACACAAUAAACUAUUUUAUAUCUAUAAGAAAUCAAUCUAGAGUCAUCUUGUGGCCAUUCUUCUAUUUCACGAUGCCAUCCUGAUUAUAUAAUUAUUUAUUAUACUGUAGGAUAAAAUAUUGUUCUGUUAAAUAUUCUUUUAGGGAUUGCAGGAGACAAAAUUUAUAUUACGUUUACAAACUGACUGUAACAUGUAAAUAUAAUAUUAUGCUAUUAAUAUUAAUUUAUAUUAGAUGCAAUAAAGAACAGUUGACACAUGACAAUAGAUGUCCUGGAUGAGCAGAUACUGGAUAUUGAGCUUAAAUAUGUCUAUUUCAAUUUUUAUAUAAUUUUCUUCUUCACUGUGAGAAGGUGACUCAGCCAGAAUUCAUGACUGCGUGAACUAUGAAAGAAAAAUUCAACUGAUGUGAUUGAUAAAAAGGUGCUUGUUUCUACAAAGUAAAAACAUAUUUUUUUUUUUACAUUUCAAGUAUCUAUAUGUAUAUUUGCGUACCUAAACAGGACUUUUGAUGACAGUAACAGUUUUUCAGCAGGAUGGGUUAGCAGCUUUUCUUUCUGGGCAAAAAAAGGCUUCUCGAGGCUCCUUAAAAAUAGCUCAUGAAAAAUAAAAGAAAUUAUUUUAAAAUAAUUGAAUAAAGAAAACAAAAAUGGAGCCCGAAGCUUAUAUUAUUGUAUAUGAGGUUUAUUAAAUAAACACUGAAUUGUAGUGAUUUAAAUCGUAAUGGCAGAAUUGUGGCUGAUGUGGAGAAAUUCUCAAAUUCAACUAAAGUCACAGCUUGAUUAUUUUAGUCCCAGCUUAGCAAUUCUGAUUUUAUUUGUUAGAAUUCGGAGGUUAGUGCAUUAUGUGUGAUUUUUUGGAGUCAACCAGUACAUUAUUCCAGUGUUUCUGUGAUUAUAUCUUUAUGUAUGUAAAUGUGUGUGUGUGUGUGUUACUAGUUUAAUAAAUAUAUUCUAAAUCAUGCUUAUGAAGAUGUAAUGAUGUAAUACCGUUUUGUUUUAAAAAAAAAAUUAACGCAAUUAGUGACCACCUAAAAAUUAACUCCAUGUUAACUCAAUUCAUUAAGCAACUAAUUGCAUUUUAUAAUAUACUACCAUGGAUGAAACAGAAUGUAUACUGUAUACAAAAAUCAACAAUUUAAAUAAAACUAGUAUUUAUGUAAUGAAUAUAAUAAUUUGCCUUAAAAAUUGAAAACAAUUGCAAUAGUCUCCAAAUCUGUGUAAUCAUCAUGUAUCUGUAUAACUAUAUAUAACAGUCAGUAUAAAUCUGCAUUUGAGAGCUACAGGCAAAUAUAUAUAUAUAUAUAUAUAUAUAUACAUACAUAUGUAUAUAUAAUUCUCUUAGUAGAAUAAGGAUUUACUCUGCUUACUGAAUAAAAAGUUUCCCCUAGACUUUAUCAGGUUAAAUGUUAAACAGUAAUGUGAAAUCUUACUCUUUUAAGAAAGUAUAACUCAUAGUGUUUUUGAUGACUUUGAACUGCUGUGACAGGCAUUAUAUUAAAUACUUUUGUUUGUUUCUAUAAUUUCCAUUGUAAUAAUAAAAUAUAAACUCAUUUUUAUUUUUUUUAUUCUAUUUAUUUGCAUUUGGAUCCUUACAACGAGACAUCAUGGGACUUGUAGUUCUACCAAUACUUGAUAAAUUCUUAAUUAAUCUUAACUAGCAACCCCAAGCGGCUAAACAUGGCUCAUAAAUAUAUGUAUUCCCGUGAAGAUAUAGAAAGGAGGAGAAACAUUGUUAAAUUAAACUUUUACAUGGCUUCUCUAAAAUCUAAUUACCCUCAACCAAAAAGGGAUAAAACUAUUUAAAACAACUUAAAAAGAAAAAAAUCUGAUGUUUAAUUUAAAAUAUUCUAUAGUUUAAAAAAAUCCAUCCUAAGAAACAAAUUACAGAAAUAAAUACAGGAAGACAGCAAGAGUUCUUUAAUACUUUAGCUAAAAUAAGAAACUGCACAAUAUCACACUGUGUGCUAGUGCCCCCUAAUGGUGCCUUGGGAGAUAGAUGAAACAUUAAGGCAAACUAUCCCAUAUCCUUCCCUGAUCUCAUAUACCUGCCAAUACUUUCCAUUUUAGGAAGAAUAUCAAGGUAUAUAUGUUACAAUUUAGUUUGCUCUUUGGACAUUAAAUAUGGUUAUUACUAUGCUCGUAUUUUAAUAUAGAAUAUUCUAUAUUCUUAUUACUUGCCCCCAACUACUUGCUCAUCAUCAGUAAAGGUAUCAUAGAAUGCUGAACUAUACUCAGUAUAAAAAAAGGUAACUUGCACUCAGAAAAUUUAAUAUUUUAUUUGUUUAAAUAAAUAGUCAGUAAUACCCGCUUUCCAUAUAAAUGUACAGCAAUCCCAUUAUAUAGCUAUAUCUGACAAUUAAAGUAUAGAGAACUUAGAAUGGACAAAUAGCUCCUGAUGACUUAUUAGCAUUAGUGUGUGAAACGCGUUAGCCUAACUUCUCCUGCGUUUCUCAUUAUAGCAUCUGCAUGUUUUUAUUUGUGCAUAUUUUUAAUAGCAUUCAAUUUACCAGCAUGCUAUGAUCUACAUUUUUAUUAUAUAACUGAUUAUCAAAAAAUACUGUGGUCAACUGAACAACAACAAAUUAAACAAGAAAUUAACUUAUUCCUUAGAAAUAGUUUCCAUUACUUUCCCCAACAAACUAUUUUUUUCAUUUUAAUUCAUGAGUAGUAUGUAUUUGCACAAUAUAAAACAUUUUAACAAAAUACCAUAAUGUUUCAUCUAGGAGACUAUGACAGCAUCAGAACAUUUUUACUGUGUUAACAUUUUUACUGUGUAUAACCUGCAACUGCCUAUAAUUUCAUUUUACCCCUUGUUAUCAUCUGGACCCUACUUGUGGUCAUCAAUAACAUCUAUUUUAUUCUGUAUUUAAGAAUUAGAAUUCUUUUUGCAAGAAAAAUAAUAUGUCGCUUGAUGUAGUCCAAAUUUUGUUUUUUGUGUGUAGAAGAGUCAUUGAUAAUUUCUUAAUUUGUUGAUAUUCUUACCCAGGUUGCAAUGAAAAUGACACAGAUAUGGACCGCGAUCAAUCAUACCCUCCAUCUCAAAAGACGAAACGCAUGCGAACCUCAUUCAAACACCACCAACUCCGCACAAUGAAGUCAUAUUUUGCCAUAAAUCACAACCCAGAUGCAAAGGAUUUGAAGCAAUUGGCUCAAAAAACUGGAUUAACUAAACGAGUGUUGCAGGUGAGAUGAUUUUGCAAUUUUAUAAUUAAUAGUCAGAUAUUUUCCCUGUGUGACAUGUGAGUUCUUUGGUCUUUUAAAUAGAGAAAGGAACUUAUAAGCAUAAUGAUACAGUGUAGUUAUGGCAAAUGGUAUUGUGUGGUUUAUAUAGUUAAUUCAUCAAUAGAAUAGUCUAUAGUUCAUUAAUGAUUGGGUGACAUUUAAUUCAGGGCAUUUAAUAGAAAACCUUUGCUAUCUGUCUAAACCAAUAAAAAAUGAGCAGCACUGGAAAGCUGUCUCAUUUUUGAGUGAGUAGAAGCCCACAUCAGGAAGCAGUUGCCCUUGGAUGUUUAAUAUAAAAUAUAAGUGCUAAGCUAUCUAUAGUAUUAUUAAAAAUGUGUAUAUUUAUUUGUAGUAUUAUUGCAACAGAGCCCUUAGACAUUUUUUUUAAAAAAUUACCAAUUCCAUAUAAGUGCCAAUAUUUCCAACUUUAGCUUAAUGAAGCAGUUUUGGUGUACAUAUCAUGUCCCUGCAGUCGCACAGCACAAUUCUCUGCAACUUAGGACUUAAAUAACUUUGUUUAUAGGGCCCUAGCCACACCUCCUUGCAUGUGACUUGCACAGCCUUCCUAAACUCAUCAUGUAAAGAGUCAUCUAAUAUUUACACUUUCUUUAUUGCAAAUUCUGUUUAAUUUAGAAUUUCUUAUCUCCUGCUCGGAUAAUAGCUUGACAGACCCUGCAGGAGCCUCCUGUGUGUGAUUAAAGUUCAAUUUACAGAGCAGGAGAUGAAAACUUUUAAAGUAAGUCUCACUGCUUAGUGCUCUGCUGUUUGGGGAUAAAUCAGUCCUAGCCACACCUCCAUUGGCUGAGACUAUCACAGCCAUUCUACACACUUGCUGAAAAAAAGUCAAAACAUUUUAGGUUCUCUAAUUGUAGGUGUUUACCCAAAAUUUAUAUAAACGUGGACAACACAUACUGAAGAACUAGUUAAUAACACAUGCAAUCCUACACCAUGCUUUCUAUGAGUGUCCCCAACUAAAAAUAAUUAUAAGCAAGUAAUAAAACUUAACACUUCAAACAAUUGGCACUUAUAUUGGCUAUCAAUUGAUAAUACUAGAUUACAGGGCACUUUCCUGAAUUCAAAUCUACACAUUUUUGAUGAUAGAUUUCCUUCAUAUGAUCUGUGAUUUAAUUUCAAUCCCAUCCUUACCUACUGUGAAGCACGUUCAUUUUUCAGUCACGUACUGUACAGUAAUUUCCUUGUCAUUUAUUUAAAUGCAAACACAUUUAAAAUGAGCGUUGUACUCACAAUGGUUGGAUGAUAAAGUCUGAUAACAUUUACUGGGUUAUUUACCAGUGUGAGAAUUGAUGGGAGUUCAAAGUUAAUUUCAAUAUUUAGGCCAAAUGAGAAAAACUCUGUGGUCAGUUUGACUAUUUUGAGCGUGAAAUUUGAAUUCCCGGCAAUUCAUAUAUUAAUAAAUAACCCUCUUAAUCUGUACAUUGUUCUGGCUCUAUUUCUGGAAAAUAUAUAGAUUAACCAUUACUUUUAAAUGUUUGAAUACCGGCCUCUUUAAUCAUCUACAAACACAUCUACGUGCUCCCAAGACCAGUGUGGACUCCUGCAGGGGUACACGGCCUUUUGUUAGUACAUAGAUUGGGAUACACUCCCUGCAAUCUCAAUACGAGUGAAUGAUACCCAUACAUUUGUUAGCAAUGUGUCUAACAUCAUGUAUACAUUAAAUGCUAUGCUUUGUAAAGUGCUACCACAAUGUCAUAUUUAAAAAAACAGGUGCACUUAUUUGACAUUUUUUUGCCAGUAUGAUGCUGUUUCUGUCAACAGAGGAAGGUAAAGUUUAUUAACAAAAUUAUUGUGAGAGAACAGCUUCAAAUAAAAUAAGGAGUGCAUUUUAAACACAGAAAAGAUAAAUAAAUAAGUAAAUAAAAUAAUCGGUAAAAGGCAUGCCCUGGGAUUGGUUUGCAGGUUUGGUUUCAAAACGCACGGGCGAAAUUCAGGAGGAAUCUUUUGCGGCAGGAAAAUGGGGGAGGCGAUAAAGUGGAAGGUCCCUCUCUCAGCGCCCCAGCAUCCGCGGACAGUGCUGCAUUAACACCAACCGGUGCAGCAUCCACAUUAUCAGACCUCACCAGUCCCUCUCUAAAUGUUGGGGGAUCUGUCACCCCAAAUAUGGACACCCAUGAUUCCGGGAGCCCGUCUCAAACAACUCUCACCAACCUUUUUUAACACCUUCUGUGGCCCUCUCCCCAACAUUCCUCAUGACAUACAUUUUUCUUUUGUAAGACUGUGCAUUCUUCUUAUCUUUUUUUUUGUUUUUUGUUCAUUAAAUGAAAUAAAACUACAACCUGCUAUGGAGGAUAUAAGAGCUUAACAGCCAUUCAGUGACUUAUAUACAGCAUAUAGGCAUUGUUUGUGUGUUGUCCUUCAUUGCCAGGAAAGUAUGAGGUGACAAGGAAAGGAUGUAUAUAGAGAGACAAAAGAUGAAGAGUUACAAGCCAUGAACAACCCUUCAUAAAUGUUUGGAAAUCUGUGGAUUACUUACUCCUGAGACAUAUCAUUCAAUGUUAGAGUACGGGGCAGCAGUGUGUUGUGUGUGGCUAGACGGCUUGUAUGAUGUCAUCCUCACACUAUGUUCCAUAAUAUUUUCCUUUUCACUGUGAUCCUCUAUUAUCAAUACCCAAUUACCCUUAUCACUGUGACUGUCUAUUUACUGAUGUCACAGACAUAUCACCAUUUAACUGGUUUUCUGUGAGUCCAGCUGUUUGUGGAUAAGGUUUUACUGAUGUGAAAAAGAGCAUUCUUGGUUUUAAUUGGCCCAAACUACAUCAAGUAGAUUUCUGCGAUGGGGCACUUAAAGGGGCACUCCAGGGACCUGUCUGGAGAAAUAUGUAGAUUAAGUUACAAUUAGUCGUGGUGGGUGUUCUUUUCUUAAUCUUCCCUAGUUUAAAUAAAAAAAAAAAAAUACUAAUUAGCACUAACUAAUUUUGCUUCAUAGGACCACCUUCUCUACCUCUUUCUUCCAACCUGCAGUGUUACCUUUUUUUUUUUCUUUAACAGUUCUGGUACCAUUGUCACAUGACUUAAGUUACUACUUGGAGUUGUAGUUCAGUUGUUUCCUUUCUGCUGCAGAAGGCCGACAAAUUAACUACAGCUCCCAGGAACCAUUGCAGUUUACAUGUUGCACUGCAUAUGGGAGAAACUCAGAACUGCUCUGCAAAGCAUAGUAAGCAUCACUCUCUUGUUUUUUUGGCUUCAACUCAUUGCAAACACAAUCAGGUUUUUUUUUGUAAUGCAAAAACCUAAAAUGUGAAUCUCUUCAAUUACGUUAUUAGUUUCAAUUUACGGUUUUUGCACAUUCUUUUUAUGUACUCUUUAUUUAAGGUUUUACAAAUUGGGUUAAAUCCAACCUGGAGUGUCUCUUUAAGCUCUGAAUUUCUUGUAUACCGUUCUACAUUAUAUGAGUCUCCAACUCAUUUAGGCUCAAUGAAAGUAUAAUUCUGUCAUAACAAACCAGCCAUUAACGAUCCAACAUCGAAAUGGAAUGUCUCUGAUUUCAUUGUGGCAGGAUUGUGUAGAGCUGCAUACAAUAAAUAAAUUAGACAUUCCACAUUGAGUGGGUCGUUAUGGACUAGAUUUUGUUGAUGGCAUGCUAUAUCAUUGUUCCUUAAAGAGUUACAUUAUCAGCCUCCAGAUACCAUAUCCUGCAUUUUUGGAUUAUAUGCAGAUUACUACUCUUACUCUUUCGCUACAUUCUUCUGACUUUUAACUUCAAAUGAAAAGACACACACAAAACCAGAUGACAUAAAUUGACAAUAAAGAAAAUUACACCAAUGUACAUCUUAUUUUGUUUUGUUAAAAAAUAACAAAUGGGAUAAGGGUUAAUAAUAUCUAAUGUACACAUCCUUAUAAGUGCCUCUACACAAUUAUAUCUUAUUAAUUUCCAUCGACUUAAAAAAUAAUUAACAAAAAUCAAAUGUCAUAGUUAAAAUUAAGUGCACAACAAAACUUUUUCAGUUUGAAGCAGCAAAUUUCUUGUUUUUUUUUUUUGUUUUUUUAUAAAUUGAAAUAUUUACAGGAAGCUGUCCCAUUGAGAAAAUGUGUAUGGCUAAAGACAUUUUUUUCUGUUAAAGUAUACAUAAACAUUCUCAAUUAAUUAUAUACUUUUUUAUAUUUUAGUAAUUAUUAUUUUCCAUCAAUAGUAUAUUCUUUCCAUUUUAAUUAAGAACAAAUAAAUGGAAAUACAUUUCUAAUCUUCAUUUAAUAAAAAAUAUUUUAAAAAAGAAACCAUGGUUGUCAAAAGUUACUUAACGCAGAGGUUAUAAUUUAAAUUACAUUUUGUUUUUAUUAAUGUUUACUUUACUCCUUAAUCAAAUUUGUAGGCUCGCCAUUUAAAACAAAGCAAUUGAUUUCAUGUUACAUUCACUUUAUAAUUGGAAAAUAUACACAAAACAUUUUUUUUAACAAUUAUAAUUUUACAUUUCAAGACUUUUAAUAUUUUUUAGUUAUUUUUUUUAAGAUUAGAUGGAAAUAAAUAAAAUAUGAUUUGUGAAAAUGUGUGAGCAGUGAGGUUUUUCCACAAAUUUUGUUGAAUUUGUUACAGAUCAGAUUGUACCAUACAAACAUUAAGUAUUUCUAAAAUAUAAUAUUUUUGUUACUUUUGUAUAAAAUAUCUCAUGUGCAAAUGGAUGUUGUUUGUGUUUUCAAAUUGGAUGCUAAUUUAAAGAAUACUCAGAUAAAAAUCAAAACAAUCUGGAUUUCUCUUGUUAAUUUUCUCUUGUAUCUUGACUGGAAUAUAUAUAUAUCUCAUAAAAUCCAUAUUUUAGCAACAUCUAGCAUGCAGGAAAAAAAUAGCUGGAGAUGAGAGCUGUACAAAUAAUUAGCAAGCUGUAAUUCAUAGCUAUUUAUCUGAAAAACAAAGAAAUUGAUUUAAGCAUUUUACAACUCAUAAAAAUCAGUCACUAGAUUUUCAAUGGGUCGCAAUUAGUUCCAACUAAAGUAUAUAAACUAUAUAUACACACAUAGAUAUAUAUUGUAUGAUGAUAAAAUGAAUUUCACUUUGAAUACAUUGCAUUUAGGAUACAAGAAAAACAAACAUAAAAUUCCAGAAAAAAAAGACUAGUGUCACAUUCCUGUGAUGUGAUUAAAUGGCUUUGACAUUGAUGAUUGUUAAUUUUUUUUAUUCAUAAAAAUGAUUGUGUACCAUUUCUCGGAAAUGACGUCUUGCUUGAUAAAAAUAAAGCUUUUGCACAUUGAAGUAGUGUUUUAUGUUGAGGGAUUAUUUAAAUAAAUAAAAAAAUUUUAUCCUUCUCAAUAAAAUUAAUGUGCUGCACUGUAGAGAAAGGUGACAAAUGAAAUAUAAUCAGCUCCUUAUCUUCAACCAUUGUUCAUACAAAAUUCUGGACAAUAAAAAGAGCACUGAAGUAAAAACCCACAGGUUGAGACUAAAUAUUGCUGUGAAAGAGACAUUUUACUUUUGUCACAUACUUAUUAUAAACACACCUUUUUCUUAAAUAGCAGUUGCCUGCUAUUAUGCAUAGGCUUGUACAAAAAUAGGCCUAUAACCAGCAAUUAGGCCCAAAGUAAACAAGCUUAGAGUUACUGUCACUUCUGGCCCUAGACUGGAAUAGACCUUUAGGAAAUGUAACUAUCUGGUAAAGCUUCCCAUAUUUAAAUAAUAAAUAUUUUUUUUAAAACGUUAGGCCUUGCAAUUUAAAAAAAAAAUAAGAAAAAUUCCAUGCAUGUAGAGGUUAUAUCAGCAUACUAUGAUAUAGCCAAGAGGAUUGCUAAUAUUUUGGCCUAUUAACUUAAGUAUAAUCAGUUUUGUAAAUUGAAAAACUGGGAGGUGAAGCCCUGGAUUUCUUAUCUGAGAGAAUUGCAUGGUAAAAAAUAAUUACAUUUUACCACAAUGGAUUCUUCUGAUCACUACAUAACUCUAUGAAAAAUGUGGUGGUGUUAGCUAGAAUGCUACUUUAAAUACACAACCAUUAUUUUUCCAAUGGUGGAAAUUCAGGGAUGGAAAUGACCUAAUGGUUGUAAGAUUAUGUUUUGUAUUGCUUGGGCAUACAAGGAGACUGUUGGAUUUAUGAUACAAUUUGUGAAAUAUAUAUUUUGUUUUGUUUCAAUUCCAUUGCUGGUGAAUAAAAACAGACUCAACAGAAAUUCUCUGAACAUUAUUUAAGAUCAGAAAAGAAUUGUUGAAUCAGACGAGUCAUAGAAUUUAAACAUGCAAAGCUCCUGACUGUGUAGACUCUCAUUUAAUUUGUUUUAAAGACACCAUACUCAAAAAUUUUAAAAAUAGGACCAUAUCAGGAAAUUGAGCGUGAGACCUACUGGUCUGUGUACAGGCAGUAACAUCAGAAAUAUAAAUAGUUAGAGCAGGUAACCAAUAUUUUUGGGGUAAAAUAAGCCCAUCUUGAGCAUACAAGACUCUUAAUCAUUCUCAAUCAAUGUUGGGUAAAGUGCACUUGAUCUAGCUAUUUUGCUCAGGAUUUUACAAUCAUGAUAAUGGAGAUUCCGCUAAUAUUGCAUAAAUCGUAUGCUAAAUUAUCUGCAUUUAAGUUAAAGAGAGGCUUUUUGAAAAGACAAUUACUUGUUCGGACAUGUACAACUCAACUCAUCUUGUCAUUUUAUAUAAGAUUAUAUUGCUAACCCUUCUAUAAAUUUCAUAGAGAAUCACAAAAGGGGGAACUCACAUAAUAAGUUAUUCACAAUCCUAUCUGAUUAAUAAAUAGAAGGCAAAAUUAAUUUGUUACAAAAACAAUGUCAUGCACUUUUCUCUGGUGAAGAAGAUCCAGUCGGCAGCCACUGUGAUUUAGUAUUCAUCAAUAGGGAAUUGGAAAAAGUAGUAAUGAAAACUGAACUUUUAAAAGGUAAAGGGGGUUAGACUACCAAACAUCUAGUCUAAAUUUCUGAGGUUUGAAAAACGUAGCUUUCGCUCCUUUUGUUCUUCAAUCUGACUGUUUUAGGCUACUGUUUGCAAUAUUAAAGUCUAUUCUCAACACUUGUCUUAGUAAAUAACAACUUUAAUGCAAAAUUGCCAGUUCCCCUUGACAUAUCAAUUUAACACAAUAAUAAUAAUAAAAAAAAAUAUUGUAUAUAUUUUUUCCGGUAACAUAUUUCUUUCUAAAUUGUAUAUUCUGCCUCUAUAAAAAUUUUAUUAAACUCCAUUUUUUGGAGUUAUAUCUCAGUUUUAUAAGUGCCUUAUUGUACUUCAGAGUACUAUUGUGAAAUUCAGGAUGAAUAAGUGUUGUUUGUUAAAUUAACUGUUUGAAUCCCUUUUGACAACUCAAUAGUUUUGUACUGUUUAUUAUUUCUGAUUUAAAAAAAAUCCUUUAAAUUCUGUAUCCUACUAGAAGAAACAGAUUUGGCAUCUGAUGAAGUUGUUUAGUCUGGGAAAAAUCCAAUAAUCUUAUAUAUACACCUUCGUGUUUCAGUACAGUUUGUGGUAGAGCAAAAUUUGUCCAUGUUUUAUUUUUUUGUUAAUUGAGAAAUGCAUUGUAUAGAUCAAUAUUCCUUGAAUAUUUAUGGACCAAACCUUUGUGAAAUAUUCUGAUUAAAUUUGUGUGAAUAAACAAUUUGCAUUCAGUGGAGUUUUAUUUUUAUCCUAUGUUACAUUUUGUUAUCCCAUUCCUGAUUUUGUCUCUUUGAAAACAACGCCAGGUAUUUAAACAGAAUUUUAAUUUUAAAGUGCUAAUAAGUUUCAAUUUAUAUAUUGCUUUUUCCCCUCAAGAUUUAACAUUUUUUAAAAUAUUUUUUUAAACUAUUUAUUUUUAUAGUUUGUUUGGACUGCUGUAAGGUAUAUAUUUUUCAUUUGCCAUGGUUAUUGUUUGAACAGAAAAUUAUUAAUAAUAUGGGGAGGUAUGUAUCAAAUAAUUUAAAGGUGCCUUAAAUUAACACUAAAAAUAUGAGUAUUUUUGACAAAAGAUAAAAAAAAAUCAUUAAAAGUUAACAGGUUCCAGAUAUAAAUAUCUAAAGGAUUUGAAGAGGAGAUUUUAGCAGAACUGUAGGAAUUUAAUUAUUAUGGUUGCAGUUAUACGCAACAGAUCUUAUCAAAAGUCAUUUGGAUGGAUUGCGGUUAAAAAAAGGUUUCAAAGAUUCAGUAUAGUUAAACAGAAUUGUUUUAAGUACCUUCAGAAGCAUAUUAAAAUUAUAAAACAUUUAUUCUUGGCCAUUAAGAAUGCAGUGUUGCCUGUACACAAUAUAUUAUAUCCUAAAAUACUCAUUAUGUCUCUAAUGUAGAUAUAAUUACAGAGGCACUAAUGGAGAAUUAAUUAGGAAAGUUAUAGAAUAAUAAUUGUUGAGGAUUUAUUUAAUCACUGUUUUAAAAUUGUAAAAUAUAUUAAAAAUCUGAAGUAUAAAAUAUGAAGAAAAAAGACAUAUUACAAAUAUAGUAAAAUAUUAAGAAAAAAUGUAUUGGGAAUAUUUAUCAAGGUAAAACCUAAAAAUUUACUUACUUUUUCUGAUAGUAGAAAUAUGGCACUUGAUUGACAUGACCCAUUCUGACAAGUAAAAUAUAUGGGAAAAUAAUAACAGUCACUUAGAAAGCUAUUAACAAAGUUAAACGAUUGUUGAAGGGAGGAGUUGGUGAGAAGGAGCAAACUGAUUUGUUGACAUGGAAUUAAGGUAUACGUUUUGGGAGCAGUUUUUGAUUAAAUUCUUCAGCACAAUUUUAUUUUAUCAUGAACUACAGUUUUCCCUCUAUCACUGACACUAUCUCCUUGACUGUUUAUUGGAAUUUCCAGGUGCUUGGUUCUAUUUAAAGCUUUGUACUUAUAAGACCAGUGGCAGGAGGAGGAACUUCAUAACAAGUUACAUCCUUUUUUUAUGGCGCAGUGACGCAAAAAAGAAAAUUCUUACCCUGGCUCUCAGAGCAAAAUGGCAUCACCUUGAUACAUUCAGCCCCAUAUGCAGAAAUCAUUAACUGCUUUGUUGGUGAAAGGUGUCAUGCGCAGGUCUCUGCAACAGUGGAGGAAUGAUUUCUGGGUUUGCUAAGAAAAAUAAUAUCAAUAAUUCAAUUAAAAAAUGCUUACCCCGUUAGUGCCAGGUUGCUCUGUAGUUUAAUACAUUUUUUUGCUAUGAUUUUUUUCAGGGAGAACAAUGUUCGGGGUUUAACAGCCAUACAACCCGGCGUUUGAAAAUUCCCUAA
Pelobates cultripes (western spadefoot toad) is the source of this 61443-nucleotide messenger RNA. The record is from the annotation of a GenBank genome assembly. NCBI's taxonomy places the organism in Eukaryota, Metazoa, Chordata, Amphibia, Anura, Pelobatidae.